Molecule: messenger RNA, 60914 nt
Organism: Xyrichtys novacula (pearly razorfish)
Lineage: Eukaryota; Metazoa; Chordata; Actinopteri; Labriformes; Labridae
Source: the annotation of a GenBank genome assembly
GCUGCUCCCCCUGCAGGUCGCCGGAGCGACCAAAGCGCACUGAGUUCCGCUCUCUCUGGCCAAUCGCUGGUCCCGCUGUUCAGCACCAUUGCAGUGUGGAGAGAUCAUACGGAGGUGCAGCUCCAGCUCGCUUAUAGAAGGAUCAUUUGGAGGAAAGAUACUCGACCGGGGUGACCGCUCUGGGAGAUCACCUCCCUCCUUCCCCGAUCAACUCACAGCGUGUCAUUGCCAUAAGCAGCUUCGGUGGAGGUGAGUGUGUAGUUACCCCGUGACUGGUAAAACACUCAGGAUUUUCCAAGCAGUCGCAGCCAAGGGGGCUGCUGGUGAGUUGGAACAGCAUCAGCUCUGGUGUGUUGAUGUGAGUUAAAGCCGUGAGAUGAGGGCAGUGCCGAUUUAAAGUCAACUGUUCUUAGCUAGGGACCACAAAGCAGAUGCUUGAGUGUUUGAGCCCGGCAGCCUGUCGUUCCUGCUCGGUCACGACUGGUAUAGAUAAAUAAGGAUGAAGAUGUCUAACAGCCGCUUAUUGAAACAGGCACGCUAACAGCAUGUAAGCCGAGCUAAGGCAGCUAACGUCGGCAUACAGGUUCAGGCUGUCGUGGCAACGUCAGAACAGACGUUAGCUAGUUAGCAGUUAACUAAACGGCUAACAGCUGCGUACAGAGACCUGAGCAGGAUAAACAUCACUUUGGUAGUUUCUUCGUGUCACCCACUAUAAAAUGAUCAUCUGUAUACUGUGUUUCCAUGGGGGCAUUUAAAGUUGAUCUCCACUAAAACGCAGCAGCUUGUUUGUUUACUGUUUUAUUUUGAAAACUAUGAGCGGAAGUUUAAAUAUUGCAGUGUUUGGCAGUUUUGUGUAUUUUUUUAUUUGUUAAAGAAGCUUCUUGUUUAAUGUGCCUUUCACGAUGUAAAGUAACAUUAAAAGGUUGGGUCUGACAAGUUGCCUUAAGGAAAUCUGUUUAUUAUAUUUAACUGUUUUUUUUUUCUGCCAGUCACUAUAACCUGACAUUGAUUUGAAUGACCACUUUAUACUGUCUGUACAUAAGUGUGUGUACAGUGUGUGAGCAUUGAGUAUGUAUAUGUGACUAAGACCUGUUCAUUUACAGUUGCCAUAGUAAACAAAGGUAAGAGUGCAGACUGAAUAUCCAGUUUCACUCAGGGAACAUUUGAUCUCUUUAGCUAUUUGAAGCCCUGAGCUUACACCCACAUCCUUUAACUGGGUCUGAGUUUCUCCUAUAUCUGUCUGGUAUUAUAUUUGUGAAUUCAGUGCCCAGCGUUAUAGGGAUAUUCUGGCGUAAAUGUAAGUUAGGGUCAAACACACCGUAACACCAAGUUAGACACCCCCUCAAGAGAUAAAUGUUGCCGACCGCUUGCUUCUCUAGUUAUACCAACUUUAGUAACAACCGCACAAUAGCAAUACACCAUGGUCUGAGGAGCCAUAUACAAACCUCAACCAAAAAGCCACUCUAUAGCCAUAAUUAAUGCUCAGAACAGCACCUAACUUCAUAAACAGUACACAUAGAGUCCCAGCCAUAGCACUAGCCACCAAGCAUCUUUUUAACUUUGCCUAAUUUCUUUAGCAAAAAGACCAAACACAACUCACCUACUCUCCUCCAGCAGUCGCUUGUUUGUAGCGAGACCUCAGGCCAGUCUAUUACAGACUACAGUGGGGUGACGCAGCUCAAGGAAGAACAUUUAUGAUUAUUACUUCUUGGAAAUGCAAUCAGACUGAGACUCUUAGGCAGAAGAACUACUGCCUCUGCAGUGAAAAAUGAUUAAUGAUUAAUCAUUAAUGAUUAAUUAAUGAAAAAUGAUAUGAUGAUUAUAACUUCAAGGAAAUGAUAAAGAAAUGAUCAUAAAUGUUCUUCCUUGAGCUGCAUCAUCCCGCAGCAGUCUGUAAUGGACUGGCCUGAGGUCUCGCGACUAACAAGCGGCUGCUUGAAGAGAGUAGGUGAGUUGUGUUUAGUCUCUUUGCUAAAGAAACCAGGCAAAGCUAAAAAGAUGUUUGGUGGCUGGUACUAGGGCUGGGAUCCUAUAUGUACUGUUGAUGAAGUAUGUGGCUCCUGAGACUGCUGUGUAUUGCUAUCGUGCGGUCGUUACUAAAGUUGGUAUAACUAGAGAAGCAAGCAGUCGGCAACGUUCAUCUGUCAAGGGGGUGUCUAACUCAGUGUUACAGUGUGUUUGACCCUGAAUUAAUUUAACACUGGAAUAUCCCUUUAACUACAGCCAACAACAUCACUUAUUCAUUGCUGUCCACUCUGCAGUGCCAGUUAUCAUGUGCCUUAGCUGGUCAUUUCUGAGGGGAGUCAAAUAAAUCCUGCUUGGAUUUAUAUUUUUCAUGAGAAGUGUGGGCUACUACCCCUCAAAUAAUGGCAUCAUGGGCAAAGAUGUGGAGCUAAAGUUCCAGAUAAUUCCUUGCCAUCUGCUGCUCAUCCUCAGUCAUCAUCCUCCUCUCUCCUCCUCAUUCGCUCACUGUGUGCCAUCAUGUGUUUUGGGACUAGGCUAUCAUCAGAGCUGUGGCCUAUUUUAGACAGGAUCUCCAUUUACCCACUUAAUCUGUGUCUCUAUUUCAAAGAGGUGAUUUUCUCUUUUAUCCCUGCUGGUAUAAAUGGCAGCAUAUUCUGCCUGUUUUUUUGGUGAGCUUGGAUCAUAUUGUGAAGUUUGUGAUCACACUGAUCUAGAGGCAUGUGCUGUCUAAAACUGUUAAUCUUCAAAGGGGAUUCAGUAGCAGAUCAAGUCCAAUCUUGUGACAUUUCUGCACGGGAUUGAAAUUACUGUUUUGUCAGGCACACAUCUGCUGCAGAUGUGAGCUCAGUCAGUGAGACAGCUCUAAACCAAAACAAAUGUAACGGUAACUGUAUUGAGCCCCAGAGUGUGUUGCCUCCCUCCCACCUGAGCUGAUGCACACGCCUAGGGGAUCAAAGCUGUAAUUAGCCUGCCAUGGAUUAGCAGUGGGGACUAUUUUCCACUGUACUUGCUCCCACAGAGCCAGAAGAUCACACAGGCAGCCAGCCCCCCUGCACUUCCUCCUCUUCCAGCAGAGAGAAUCUGAAUUGCCAUGUUUGCUGCCGAGUCCAGCAAACAAGAAACCUUGCAGUUCUGUCCUGGAGACUCUGGUGAUCUUGCAUCUUUUGAGGCUUUUUUGUGUAUGUGUUUUUCUGGAUCUCAACUUCAAAAUUGGAUCUUGAUGUACUUACAUGAAGUCACCAGUGGAGUCUUUUUGUACUGAGGUUGCAGACAGCCUUGAGAAUCAGCUGGAUAUGUGGUUGGCAUGCAGACAGAGCUGUGGGGCUGCUGACUCACUGCACUGCCAGGUAUGAGGUCUGUCUGCAUGUUGGCUGUCUCUGUGAUGUACAGUAUGUUGCUCUCUCAGCCCCCCCACAUUGUCUCCCUGUCAGCCAAACAAGAAUUCUUACUGUUCCUCUGGGGACUCCAAAGAGGUGGGGCAGGAUGGUGUGUGUGUACUCUGUUGUUUGUUAAUGAAUCAAUGCUCUCGCAACUGAUUGCAACAAGGCUUAGGACUCACAGGGUAUACUGCCCAAGCUAAUGGUAUUUCCAUCCAGACAACUCUGCAAAAGCUUGUCAGGAAAGAAACUGAUGUUUCACCAUAAUAACUGUGCAAUUAGCUUUUUUUUCAUCAACACUUACUCUGCAGAUUCUUUUUUUCUGAAAACACCAAAGAAAUAGAUGAUAGUGAAAAUGCCUGCUGUGAUUUCCCCAUGUUUAAAGGUGAUUCAUCUCUGGAAGAGAAAAGGAUCUAAUCCCCUGAUUUCAGAAGCAGGAGUUAUUUAGUAUGUGGCGUCUUCGCUCGAAAAAAUGUCAAAACAAUUAUCACUUUGGAAAUACACAGCUGUUUCUUCAAAAUGUGGUGUUGGAGGCAUAAGCAUGGGCGGAUUUUUUUUACAUGCUCAUUCUGAAGUUAUUAUUGUGACAUGUAUGGCACAUCAGAGGCACAGCUGAUUUGACUGACAGGCAUUGGUGAAUUUGUGAAACAUAACAACAGACAAGCCUGGAGAAAAUAUGAAUUUGACAGUCUUGAGCUGUUUUAGAUUUGAUUUGUUUUUCAUUUAGAAUAGAUAAAGAUGAUAUCCGCUUAAUGUCGGAUGAUGCUAAUAUGAUGUCAAAUUCAUUCACGUAAAAAUGCAAUUGAUCAACCAGCUGAUACAAUCUGUCUAUCUCUAAUCAAAACUAAUAUCUUAAUCAAUUUUAGUCUUUUCUGAGGGGGGAAAAAAAGCUAAAAUUCAGAUUUAUCAUUUGAAUUUGAUGCAUCGUCUCACGUUGUAGCUGUUCUUUACCUCAUAGUUUACUUGUAGUGUUUAGUUUGUAAAAGGAGGAGCAGCAAAUCCUCACUGGAGAAGUUAGUGCUGGUGAAUGUUUGAUGUUUUUACCUGAUCAGUGAGGUCAGGCUCCAGGGGUCAAAGUGCUAUAGAAAGGGACCAUCACACAUGUUUUACCCACACCAAAAACAACAGAACUUCUGUGAUUAAUAAAUAACUUUAGGAUCUUUUGGACCUUCUUUAUGUGAUACAGUAAAAAGUUUUUACCCACUACUCCUGAAAUAGUACACAGAUGAAGUACAAAACCUUGUCCAGAUAUGCUUCAAGCUGUGCUGCGAUGCUACCGUGUGUUAUUUCCAACAAGCUAUCUUUGUUUUCAUACACACCAGCCAAGGUGUUGCUUGUUUUUUGCAUGACUUUCCCUGUGGUGCUAGCCUGAGAAUUUGCUGCACACUCUCCUAAAACUUUUCAUGAGUCUGGUCUGUCAAGGGUGGAAGAUUUGACCCAGUAUAAGCUCAUGAAACUGAUGUGUUGGACUAACAGUUUGUAUGUGUUAUGACGGGGAAAAACUCACUCUGGGUUAAUAAAGACAGGGUUCCUAUGCAAGUGUGAAAAGUAUGGAAAUAAAUUUGAUCAAUUUCCAUGUCUAAAAAAUUAUGGAAAAUGAACAAUAAAGUAUAGAAAAUUUUUUUGUUUCCAGACUAGUACCACAGUUUCAAAAUACUGUUUUCUAAAAUAGAAAAGUAGAUAAUUCCAGAAAUAAUUCUAAAAAGUAGGGUAUGGAAAAGUAUGGAAAUUUUAACUGUGUAGGAACCCUGUAAAGCAGCAUGUACAGUUUGUGUACGUGCUGCUGCAGACGGGUCAUCAUCCUCUCAGAGUCAGUGCUCUCUCUCCUGGGCUUUACCUCCCUGUAGAUCAGCUCCACGCUCUCCUGCUCAGCUUGCCGGUCACGACUCAGCGCCCGACGAAAGUUGAAAAGGUGCCAAAGCCCAGUUGAUUCCAGGAGCCUUUCCAUUAUUGCCAGUUAUUUGUUUUUGCAAUAUGACAGAGAAGACAUGGAAGGAAAAUGGUGGCUUUGAAGCAGAGAGAAGUGUGGCUCCUUGCGUUUAGUCAAGCCAUUUGCGGCUUGCAGAAGGAUGGCAGUGUCUCAAAAUAUGCAACCUCACGCACAAAUAAAACCAGUAAACUUAGUACAAAAAGAUGGAACAGCUUGCUCUGUGUAAUUGUUUUUUUCUUAGGCAUGUAGGUACUAAAAAUACUCAGUGAUUGAGUGUUUGAUGAGCAGCCAGUGCCUGGCAGAGGCUCAAUUCGUAAUGCUUAUGAACAUGGUUUUAGUGGCAAACAGAACUCUGCUUUUGUCCUGCUAGUUUAAUGUCUUUACGUCUGCUGCAGUGGGAAAUAUGGAGCCAGAAAUGGGCCCACAUUAUUGUUGGUUUUCAUACUGUAGGAAACAAUUUGAUUUAACAGCUAUUAUGAGUCUCUGGGGUGGGAGGAAGUAGAAAGGGGUCAAGCUCUCUGGUUUGAUUUUUCUCUGCAUUCAGCAGAUUUUGCAGGGCCCCCCAUCUUCUAAAGUUGAUGUGUAUUAGCUACCACUCUCCUCUGUUUUCCACCUUGUUAAUCCUUUGGUCAUGCAGGCUUUGGUCCUGGGGUCUGCAGGCUGUGAAGUGGUCUUGGCAUGUCACGAAAACCUCAAGGUGGCCCAUUGUUAGCAGAGUGCUGAGCGGCUUAUGUGGCAGUGCAGUGUUUUCCUCCACGUCCCUUGAGUAAAGUUAAAUGGUCAGCUGUUCCCCCACACACCGUGCUCACACACUGUCAGCAGCAGCUGUGUUAAAUACUGUGUGGACUGAGCGCUCACAUGUCUGUGGUUUCAACUGGGAGUGAACUUCUGAGGGGUGAUUGACGGAUAUUGUUUUUUUCAAUGGCCAAUGUCAAUAAUUAGAGAUUAGUAUGGCUGAUGGCCAAUAUUUAAUAACCCUGUUGUUGUUGUUGUUCUUGCCUUUAUUUGUAUUUGAUAAAAUAUGAUAAUUUCAUAACUAUUAAAGCAAUUGUUUCAUGUACAUUACAAUCGUAUACAGCAACAUGGCCAGUGAAAUGUUGUAGACUUUUUUUUUAAUCAACAUUUAAAAUGGAAAAAUACAUUAAUUUAUACAGUUCUAUAUAUAGUAGAGCAUGUCUGAUAUUUAUAUUAGGAACAAAAUUAUGAAUAAUUCUGUACACUAUGGCAGAAUAUCAAACACUGGCCAAUAACUGUUUGAUGCUGUGAUUGAAAAUGGGAAAAACCUGAUAUCAUUAGAUGAAUAUGAACGUUGCUUGAUAGCAGCUAGGGCCGUGCAAUUAAUCUGUAAAAUCAGAUAGUCAGCAUUCUCUUUAAAGACCCACUCCGAUGAAAAUCAUGUUUUUCUUGUUUUUUACAUGUUUAUAUGGCAUUUUUCUUAUGCUACAGGAUAUAUAAUUAAAAAAGUAAAUGCAAAAAUUGCAUUUUUGAGUAUUUCUUCAUUCAAAUUGCUGUGAAUCUCUGGCAGACCCAAACUGCAGGUUCAGACACAGUGAGAUUUCCUAUGUAGAAAAUCCAAGCUCCGCCUCCAGAGCCCCGCUAGACAGGCCACACUCAGAAAAAUAGAGAGGAUGAUCGCGGAACAAGCACGUGCAUUCGCAGAUUGCAAUGCUCCUAAUAAAAAUAAUCAUAAUAGUAGCUUUCAUCAUGCUCCUAAAGACAUUCCUGUCUGUGAGCUGAAUAGCUCCUAUGUUACCUGCUUCUUCUACUACACAAGUAAUGUUAGGCUGCAAGCUAGCAUGAAGAGGAGUGCUGCCUCCGCCCACGACUCAGAGGUGAAUUGCUAAUGAGCUACUGGAGCUCUGCAAAAGAAAAGCCUUUAAAAACAACUCAGGUAACACACUUUUUGGCUAAAAACUUUAUGAUCACAAUUUAAAGACCACUAAGAACACUUCAAGUAGUAAAAAGAAAAAACGAUUGUAAUGGGACUUGAACUUCCUUUGUCACUCCCUCUGGGCUCCUAUCAAUUGAAGUGAAAUAAAAAUUAGCCCCUCUAGAUGUGGAUCCAAAAUAUAUUGUUCACCCCUACUGAGAAUAGAAAUCAAGAAUGUAGCAGCAAUAAGAAGCCUAGAUUGAAAUGAUUAAACUAACACUUAAGUUCGUAUCAACUUUAAUACUUUGAUAAGGGUGGAAUUAUCUCUGGGUAUAGGUGUAAUCAACUUAAAGGUGUGCUAUAUAAAGUGGGGGAGGUUUGUACUCCUUCCCUUUGUAUGUGGCAUACAGGCAAAGGUGAGUAACAAUGUUGUCCAUGAAUGAGUUAACUUUAACUGAUGCUUCUGUAUGACCUGAAAGGCAAAUACGACCAGCAGCUUUCAGACUGAGGAUUCUGAUACAGAUGUUUUAAGAACUGUUGGAGACUGGUCAUUACACAGCUGAGACUUACAGAGAGUGACGGGUCCAACUGUUUUAGAAAAGCAGACAUUUUUUGAUCAGGUGCAACACACUCCUUGCACAUGUACAGCAGACACCAUCACAAAAUAGCUUCAAUGUCAAAUGUCAAGACACUACACCUGUUACAUAUGCAGUGCCUGGGAUUUGAGCACAUUGUAGUUAACAUAAUUGUAAUGUAUUCUGCAGAAGACUGUAUACUAAAUGCUGUAACUGCUGCAACUGUGAUCAGCUGCCUGAGCCAAGAUUUCCUCCGUGCUUGUGGUGCUAUCAUGUGUAGUGGAGGUUAUUGUGGGGCACUCUGGAGGGUUGGAUACAGCAUGCAUGGGUGUGUUUGUUCAUCCUGUAUGUAGAUGUGAAUGCACACAACAUUUGCAUCACAGCCUUUGUGUGUUUGAUCAGGGAGGAAGUCGGCAGGAUGCUGUUGGCUUUCACCUGUGCUGCUGUGUAUAGUGGCCUGACCUGUCUAAUUGGUGGAACUGUAUGUGUGUGUGUGAAUGUGUGUGAGCGUGUGUACUGAGUUGGCCCAUCCCAAUACGUCUGGCCCUGCAGCUGCAGCAGAUCUAAUUUUAGCCUAGGAUGUGCGUACGCCUCAGUUCCCCGUGCCCGGCCUAUGAGAGUGGAGGAGAAGAUGCGAGGGAGAACGCGUGGCCAAUCUUUCACUCUCUCUUCCUCUUCUCUGAGCCAUGCACCUAUCUCUCCUCCUUUAUGUCUCUUUCAUUACCUGUAGCUUUUAUUACCUGUGUGGUUUUUUUUUUCUUUUGCACAAGUGUGUGUUUGUGUCCAUGUGUCCCAGAGGCAGUACUAUUGAUUCAUACAGGGACAUAUUGACAGUAGUCACAGCUUCCUGUCUGUUUUUGACCUUUACUCAUAGAGAGCCCUUUCUGUAAACUGGUGUCUGACUGAGGUGUAACUGUGGGCCGACCUGUUUCACAAGGCCAUCAUUCUGCCCAGUAAACCCUACUGGGGUAAUUUUCUAGUGCUGCAUUUUCUAUUAAUAGACUCAGUACUAUUCCUGUGCAGACAGCGUACUACAGCGGUGAGUGGCUGGUUCUUGUUACGACUAACCGAGUCACAGGGAUGGAGAUUACAGCUGCCUGGUUUACUGCAUUAGGUAUUAGAGUUAAUCCCUCUACCUAGGGAAAGUGUCUGGAUAAAGUCUGUGUGUGUGUGUGCCUCGCCACCUGCAAACACAUAUGCACCAAAGAGGAUGAGUUAAAUUCCUCUGAGACUGACAUACUGAAUGUAUUAGAGGAACUCUUGGACGGCGGCACACAAAAUUAGCCAAGCUCGUGUUUGUUUUUUGCUUAUUAUGCAUUAAACCUGCACCACAUGUUUAUGUGCAAAUCAGGAGAGUGAAGCAGAGCUCACAUUAGUCAUCAACUUAGCCUUGAAUCUUGUAACUUGACUCCUGAGUGAGGAUGAGUAUCGUCAGGAUUUUGUCAAACUAGUAUUGAUAUUGAUUAGGGGAAGGACAAAAACUAUGAUAAAUAGCAAUCUUCCCCUUUUGUAAUGCAGGUAUUGACACACCAGGGUGAAAUAUAGCUAUUUUAAUUGAAAAAAUAUGGCACUCCAAAUAGCUUUCACUGCUGAUUUGACUUACCGCGUCACUACUGAAGGGGUUGUAUUGACAUGGAUGAGAGGAGUGUGAACAGCAGUUAUUGGACAAAGAAGGAGCUGACGGCUGUAAGAUAAGAGAAGAAGAGAGGAGGACUUAACAGACCACUGAGUCCUAAGUCAUAAUCACUACCUGUUUAACUGACAAUGAGGAAUGCAUUCCAGUGAGCUACAAACUAGCAUGAUGCACAAAACAUACAGCAGACGAGUCAGCAGACUGUUUUUCAGUUCUGAUUAGACACUCUUGUUGAGAUGGCUGUCUGUCAUGAUAGCAUGUACUGAGCCAGGGCCAGUACCAGAUAAGCACGUUAAACUAUAAUACAUUAAUGUUAGCUUACGAGCUCAAGUUACUUAGCACAGAUGAAAGUUAAAACAAAGACGUUAAGCAAACUGUUAAAGCACACAAACUAUCGUCAUAUAAGAGAUCCAACGCUAUGACUCUCCACAAGUUGUCCUUCAAGUCGUUAUCUUUGUUAUGUUUGUGUCUUUUAUCAAAAAGCACUCUGUUCUCCGACACGUAAACAAUUACCCGGUCAUGGCUAAGUAUAUCCAUGUUGGAUAUACCGGUGAAUCAGACGUUGCAACAACACGCAAUCUGAUUGGUCAGAGGUGGACACACAGUCUGCGAAAAUUUAGAAAAAUCGACCGUGAUCCAAAAAAAUAAAUGCCGCAAUAUCACAGGACGGGAAAACGUCGCUGAUGUGAAUGCUUGUAUUGACAGGAUACGGGUUCGAAAAAAAUAUUGACGUCUGAAAUAACCACACGUAAAAAACGGUCCCGGUGUGAAAGGACCUGAAGUGUUACAAGUACAGUCACCCAGGUUAACAGAAGAGCGUUUGUUUUUAGCAUUAAAGGUGAACGAGUUUGCACGAGUUAGUUACAUUUGUUCGAACAUCUAAAAAAAUGCAAAAACACCAAAUAAUACAAAAUGAUCACUGUACACUUUUUGUCAUUUGUUUUAAUACUACAUAAAAUUGUCAUACAGUGGUUAUGCAAUAUAUAUUGAUUACCCCAGUAUUGCUGUAUCAUUAAAGUACUUUUGUCGAGUAGGCUUAGUAUUGCAGCGAAACACAUCAUAUAGUAUAGUAUUGAAUAGUAUCAUAUUAUAUCAUUUCAAAUUGUAACACAUAGGGGUGUCCCGAUACAACUUUUUUACCUCUAAUACAAAACUGAUAUUGUAGCCUUCAAUAUUGACAAUACCGAUAGUGAUCCGAUUUUGACACAAACUUGUGCAUGACAAGUUUUGCACUCAGCUACAACGCUGUUUUCGGGCUUUAAUAAAAAAUACUGCCACAGGGCCCACAUCACUCCUACUCCUCGGUACUUUGUUAGUACCUUAGUACACACUGAUGUUGUAAUCACAUGGGCUCUACAUGCUGGAUCUGGGGGCUGCUAGAUAGAGGUGCUGGAGAAGAGUCUGGAAUGGACUGCUUGUAUCGGAGUGCUGAUAUCAGAUAUUUUAGAUGCAGGCCGAUAUUACAUUUUUUGCUGAUAUCGGACCGAUAUCCGAUAUCAAUAUCGAAUCGGUACACCCUAGUGACAUAUCAUACCUUAUUGUAUUGUAUCACCUUGUGUCUAGUAUUCUGAUUAUUAUAUUUAUUUUCCCUUUGGGAAUCAAUAAAGUUCUUAUUUUAUAUUGUAUCAUAUCAUAUUGUACAAUAUUCAAUUGAAGCGUAUUGUACUGACUUGAAUUUAUCAAGUUCUAUCGAAUUGUAUCACAUCGUAGCAUAUCAUAUCAUAUUAAGCCGAAUCAUAUUGUACUGAGUCGGAUUAUAUUGUAUAGCAAUGUAUUGAAUUGUAUUUCAUCGCAUCAUAGUGUAUUGUAGAGUAAAGUCACGUAUUGAACUGAUUCGUAUUGCAUCGCGUCGGGUGUUGAAUUAAACAUAUAUUUUCCCAGCAGCCACCAUGCAUUUCUAUCCCUUUAACAGGACACAGCAUCCUCCCUUUCCUCUCUGUGUUUGACCCUGUGUGAUCUGACCACAUUGUUUUAAAAGGUCAUAUAAAAAGAAAAUCUCCAAACAAGGACCAUCGGGCAGUCCCACCAUGAUGGUUGGACAUCUAUGUUGUCACGUGUCUCAAAGAGCAAACUUAAAAGAAGAGGGACAGCGUCAGAAGUGAGCAGGCACAGAGCUUGCUCAAGCUCAAUAAUUCAUGGCUGACUGAGCUAAGCUGACCUUGAAAAAUCCCCAGUGUUGGACUGUUGAAACCUGGCACUGCUCAUUUAGGGCAGAGAGGAGAAGUUGAGACAGACAGUCACAGAUCCACAGAUUUAGAACGGUUCUAUUAUCCCUCCUCUAAGGCUAUUCUUGUCUGUCUUUCAUUUGUUGAUAUAGGUUAAGAGAGUCAUUGUCAUUAGUGUCACUCAUGGGCUUUGUUUCCAUCUCUAAUAAUAUUUUGUAUUCAACGUUUAAAAUCACAUGUCAAAGGGAAACAUCCCUCCACUGCGGUGAUUUAUUGUAGCACAGUAAAAAAGGGAAGCAUUCUGCCUGAUGUUUUCCAAGAGAUUAUAAUGUGAGAAAGCAUAAAUAGAGAACUGUGCAUAGCAACGUGCAGAGCAACAUGUACCCGCCUACUACAUUUAUUUAUUUAGUGUUUUUUUUUUAUUUUGCUUGAGUGCAGCCUCAUGCUCGUUGUUUUAUAACCAUAAAGAAAUGUGUCCAGAAUACACACCAUACCUAAAGACCUGACUGAUUCGAUACUCAACCAUUUGCUUUUGUUGUGCAUAGAGUAUUUGGCCCUUAGAAAAAGGGGCAUUCCUCAAAAUUUUGUUACUCUUUAUUGUUAACUCACAUUGAAAAGGUUGUAUAAUUUCUUUUUUCCUGUGUUAAAAUGUGUUUUCUGACAUUUUAUUUUUAAGUUUUUUUUUUUUAACUUUUGCUGAGAUAAAAACAAUGCAGAUGAACCCUGAACCAUCGGUUACUAUCAGCUUACUUUUCACCCUCCUAACUCCUCCUCCGCUGCCUCUAGGCCAAAUUUGAAGCAUUACAUUUGACCCCAAAUCAGUCAGAUUAUCCAACUUAUAAAUAGUUGUAUGUGUGUUUAUCAGUUUUGAUUUCAUCUACUGGUUUAUGUGCGGCUGCCUGUUGAAUGUUAACAAACAACAUGAACAUGCAGAGUUUCUCAGCUGUGGUGCUAAUGAGACAAACUGUACCCAUCACCAUAACCCUUGUGUGGAGGUUGCCUGCAGCACAUUGACACCAUCUCCUACUUGAGUAUUAUGGAAAUCUCUCAACACAUCACGCUGACAAGUGUUGCACUUAGCUAUCACAUCUGGUGACUAAUGCGACAGCAGCGUUUGCAUUUCUGACAGUGAUUUUCUGCACUUAUGACUCCUUCAAAAGUUUGUACGUUUCUCCUCAGAUGAUGGAACAUUCACUUCCUGAAACAUGUCAUAAAGGUUGCAGAACUUCUCAUGCUUGGACUUGACUGGCAUGAGAUUAAAAACAGUUGUUUCUGUCAUGCAGCAACUAAUAGUGUUAAUCACAAAACCCCAACGUAAUACCCCUGAUGUUGGGUGUGUCCGGUGUUUUUUUUUGGGGGGGUCACAUCCAUGGUUCAGAAUCCUAUACAAGGUCUUAGAUGGGCUUAGAGCUGAGUUUACUUCAUCUUGGGUCAAAAUUAGUGGAAGUUAAUUUAGUAAAUCAUAAAUUGAACUCAUUGACUCAUAACUAUUUAGCUGCUUUAUUUCAAAAGACUCCUUGUGAGUUGCUCCUGUAAUUGAUAUUCUGAGACAACACUCAGGAAAACUAUGUUUUCAGAGUGUUUCCCCUUAAGGUUUAGGUUGGAUCCUAGUUAACAUCACUUUAAGAGAGCUGCUAUCCUAGAUUUAGCCUUAAGGUCCUUAGACACCGGGAACAACGCAAAUAUACGACGCAAAAUUAUGAAAUAUUCGGAGGUGAAUUUUGACACGCCUGACUAUACACAUCAAGCUCAAUGCGAUUUUAGCACAGAUGAAAGUUAAAGCAAAGAUGUUUAGCAAACUGUUAUAGCACACAAACUAUCGUCAUAUGAGAAAUCCAACGCUAUGACUCUCCACAAGUUGUCCUUCAGGUCGUUAUCUUUGUAAUAUUUGUGUUUUUUAUCAAAAGGCACUCUAUGUGGACAAUAAAAAAUUGUCACUUUUUAUUCUUUUCAGUUUUCAGACCAACUUGAUUAAUCGAUAAGAAACUGGUAUCAAAGUUGUACUAGUGCUUAAAUCUGUUGUGUUUCACUCUUAACUCUAAUUUAAAUAAUUUAGCUUGAGUAUAAUCUAGAUUCCUCACCUUGGUUGGAUAAUUUUGUUUAGACUCUCCCACAAUGCAAUUCUGCUGUGUCGUCCCUGCUAAUCUCCUAGGAUAAUAUAGAGGAAUGAUCCUUGCUCCAGGUCAGACAUUCUUCCUGUGGUCAAAAUGGAUAUAUUUAUUUUUUUUAUUUCUUGUUUAUGGGGUGGGGCCAGGGAAUCCGGGAUCAGCCCCUACUAUUCUUAAGUUCUAGAAACACCACUGGACAGGCAAAGUGGACAAAUGCGGAGUUCACCGCAUGUUAAUCUUAUCUCCAUCUUUCAUUGCUAUGAAACUUCUUGGUAAAUUUGCUAAAACAAGGUUUUUGACACGGAUUUGAUGUGGCUCUAGCAGCUCAACAUACAGCUGGGAAAAUUGAUAACAAAUCAAAAGAAGCAAAGAGGUGAAGAGGAUUAUAGUGCACACAUUGCAGACAAGUGACAAAAUGAACACUGCAUUUCUCGACUAACUGGUAUUUCAGAGUGACAGUUUAGAUCUGCAGUGGGGAAAAUGUGAAUUUGAAACAUCCGACUUACUUCCACCUAAAAACAAUAAUGUCUUAUUGUCUUCAAAAUGAACAUAUUUUCAUCUGAGUUUUCUUAUUGUUGAGGCUUUGAAGCUUGUCUUCAUCAUGGAAAAACGGGUAAUUGAUUAACAUUUAUUGUCAUUUUCAUCAAGGCACAGCACUGACAGAAAGACAGUAAAAUAGGUGAAAUGCGCUCCCAACAAUCAAUAACAGUGAUUUAAUUAAAUUCCACAGACUGAACCUUGUAGUGAUCAAUUUGGUGCGUGUCUCCAAGCCAACACAACAACAGUGUGACCUGAACUAAGUGAUCACAGCAUCUAGGUAUUAGAUCUCUAGGGUAGUUCAGCCGUUUCCCUGUGCCUCUGCUCUCACAGUAGGUGUGCCCUGUGCAGGGAGGCUUGUUAUUAAUGACGCAGUAAAACCAAAGGAGUGCAGAGUAUAGUCAGCAGUAAGAAAACCAUUAAGACAACAGGAUUAGAAGGUUUAUAUUUGACAGGACACAUCACACUGUGAUCAGUGCAUUUAAAGGGGGACAGAACAGCUGACAUCCUCCUCCUACACAAAAAUGUCUAGAUGGUUGGCCCACCCAGGUGUAGUAUGUGUGGGAAAUACUGCUUCGAACAUCAACAUGUGAAGAGGCCACUGCACAAGCGAGCAUUAGUUUCAAGCAGUUAGUAGGCUCACAAUUAUCUUAUAGAGAUUUGUCAAAAGUAAUGAAACACAGUAUCUGCCUGACUCUGUGAUUAGGGUCAUAAAUCUUUCUGGCAAACACACCUCCUCAUCAUCAAGGUAGAAGUUUCUGUCUCUUCCUCACUCAAAGUUCCUCUGAGAAUGUUCCCAGGUCAGUCCUACACUACCACUUCUCGCUAAUUUUUUUUUAAUGCUAAUAAUGAACUCUUUGAGAGACUUCCCAGAAUGUUUGUGCUGUAGACAGGCAGCGGUCUGUAGCUCCUCCUCUUCUUCUCUUGGUGCAGCACAGUUAAAAGAGUUUCUCUGUACUUUUCAGGGCUCUAACCUUGCGUUUGUUUACACUGGUUUAAUGAGUCACUUAGUCACGGAGACCCUCGUGAUUCAUCUCUCUGCCAUGAAUGAUGAGCAUUGUUGGAAGCCUGAGGGAGCCUUAUUUUUAAUACUCAUUUGAAACAAAACUUCAGCCACCAAGGAGAUGAUUGCCGGUGAAAGCAUCCAGUGUCAAAGUGUCACCUUUUAGGAGAACUUUCAUUUAUCCAAAUGAUCACAAGUUAUGCUAACGACUGGCAGCUAAUGAGUUCAGACUGCCGGUAAAAGGUUUGUUAAGCUGAAGGUUUGGUAAACACUCACAGUAAACAGUAGAGCAGAGUGGGAUUAGCACACAGACUGUCUGUCAUAGAGCUGACUUGAUUAGCAUGCUUGUAGGGUUUGUUUAUGGAGUUGCACAGCAUGUCGAUUAGCAUGCCGCAGCUGUUAUCAGGUCUGGAUGUCCUGACAGCUGGCAGAGAGGACAGGUGAAGUCAUGGCUUGUUCACACACUUUUCAGAUGAAACAUUUACAAAAAUGAUCUUGGACUGAUUCAAAUUAUUUCUCACAAGGAUUAUAAUUUUGUCAGAUUAUUUUACAAACAGCCCUGUUAUUAGAUAUGCAGCCUGUCUGUCUGUCUGGGCUGCUAAUGGCCCCUUGUUCAUUUCUAUAUUAACUUCUCUUAUUGUCACCAGUAUUCCAGCCCCUCUAUUUUAGUUUCACAGCCAUAAACGUGACAGUAUCUUUUAGAGCUGUAAAGUCCUAGUGGACUGGUCGAUUUAUGGGUCGAUAUGUGCUGAGCCGACCAAAAUUCAGAUUGGUCAACUCAAUUUUUUUCCACGUCAAUUUACAGUCUAUGAGGAGGAACGUACCAAGUGUUAAUAGGGGUGUUUUCAGAGCACCCCUAUUUCACAGGCAUAGACUGUAUAAAGAACGGAGAGAGUCUGCCUCCUCUCUGGGUGAAGCCACUCUGAGAACAGCACCCUCUGUUGAUGGGCUGCAGUAUAGGUCAUAAAUCUCCCGGGGGAUACGCUGUUUGAGCCGAGCGUCAUCACAGCGACUCUCGGCGACUGCACGCCCGUAUGCGCGCAUCGCUACUGCGCAGCGCUGGUUUCAGGAAAUGGAGAAAAAUCCAGAAAAUACUGAGAGCGUUUUGGCUUCAAAUCCGUUUACAGGCGGUAAGCGGAACCAGAUUGUCCAUAGUAUAUACAGUCUAUGUUCACAGCCUGUGUCAGAACGCUCCCCUUUUUUUCACCAUUUUGGAUUCGCUCAUCCCACUGGAGACCGGCUGGAGAUAGGAUGAUCGAAGACCGUCCACGUUAAGCAAUGACAGGUGGCUUGCUGAAUAUGAUAUUUGUGUUUGAUUGCCUUAUUGUGCUGAUAUCAGUAUAUUUUCACCCCGCCGAGCUGCGCUCUGUCGAGAUGAUUUUUAGUCCACAAUUUCAGCGUUUUAGUCGACCAAGAAUUUCUUUGGUUGAUUACAGCCCUAAUAUUUUUGAAUGAGUGUAUGUUGAGGACUCAAACAGCUGAAACAGAAACAGAAUCGGUUUUGUUUGCGUUGGCGAGGUCUGUUUGCACAGAAAAGGAAUUGAACGGAUGUAAACUUUGCACUCUGUCAUCAACAUCAGAUGAGAAAUAUUAUACUAAUAUGUACAGACCUACAUUAGACAUUCAACACAGAGGACUUUGUUAGUCAGUAGUGCAGUAGUGAGGAGUGUAAGGUGAUGAAUGGUAGAAAAAAAAGAGUGUUUAAUAAUGUGACAGGUGGUUUUAUUUACAUGAAGUCGAUAUACAUGUGUGUCUGUUUCUUGUACAGUGUAAACAUUCAUAAGAGGUGAGGAUGUUGUUUACCUGGUAAGAGUGUGAUGAUUUUAAUAAUAGGAGGAUUAUGAGGAUAAAUGCUUAUUACGGACACAGAGAGUGUUUGUUUCAUAGUGUAGUGUUUGUUCUGCAGCUCUGUGGCUGUUAACAGAGCAACCGCCCCGGGGAUGAAACUGUCUUUGUGCUGGGUUAUUUUGUCAUAUGGUGCUCUGUAACUCCGACCUGAGGGGAGGAGUUUAAACUGUGUUUGGGUUGAGAGGGGUCUACAGAGACUUGCCUGCUCUUUUCCAAAUCCCAGUGACUCUUGGUCUCUGUCUUUUCCUCUUGCACUUCCCUGACAUCAGUUUUGCUCAGGUAAUCAAAAAUCUCUGGGAUGGUGCUCAUAAAUAAUCUAUACAAUACAAAGAAUUUCACUUUGUGUAGUCUUCUCGUUCAUGACCAAAUACUUAAAAACCUGAUGAUACUUCUGCUAGCAAAAGUUGUCCUUUGGUAUCAGUAUAAAUUAUUUGUAUACUAAAAUGCAAAACUAAUGGAAAAUAGGGCUAGGCAAUAAACAGAAAAUUUAAAGAACAGAAAAAUUAAAGGGGACCUGCCACCAAAAUUUCAUACCCAUUUUUAUCAUUUUUUCAUAAUCCUUGAUGUCCUCUGAUCAUGUUUGCAACAUAAUUUUAGCUGAAAAGUUAUUUGAUGGUUUGUUUUAGUAUGCCUAAAAAACCUUACAGGAAAACCAACUGGUUUUGGCUCAUUAACAUUUAUGGUAAUGAGCUUUGCUCUGAUUGGAUCGCUGCUGUGAAGCCUGCUGUGCUCUGAUUGGCUCAGCAGUGGAGGUUCGGAUUUCGGUUUAUCCACUGUUAUUAUGCUAAUGCUAAUAGCAUAUGCUAAUGUGUGCUAAAGUAAGGUGCCCAGAUGUCUGUAAUGAUAUCCGGGGAUAUUCGGUGUGGCGGCGGCUGUGCAGGGGCUGCAGGGGCUGUGUGAUCACAGACAAAGUCUCGGUACUAUUUAGUAGCAGCGCAUGCCCCUUGUAAUACCCCCGUGAGAACUGUUGUUCAGGACUGCUAACUUGUGCUUCCUACCGAUUAGGCUACUGUAAUAACCGUUGUUCGAGCCCACACGCAACAUUUUUGCUCUCAUUAAUGAAACGCUUAAAUCGGGGACAUUUUCGGGGAUAGCUUUUGCCGGGGAAAGAUCAUCCAAUACGGGGACUGUCCCCGGAAAUCGGGGACGUCUGGUCACCUUAUGCUAAAGGCUAAAAACGGCAGGUAUUAGACCAUAUAUUUUAGACUCCGAGUCCGAAGAGGAGGUGGAAGUUGAGGAAGAAGCUGGAGAUCUCCAGCGGUGUUUUCUCAUUCAUUCUGCCCAGCUUUAAGUUCAUUUUCCCGGCAGUGAACCGAAGGAAACACCGGUCGUUUGGAAGAGACCCAUAGCGGAUACAGCGGUAGCUAGGUCUCGCUCUGGCUGUGACUGAGUACGAGAACGAGAGAGUGGGCGCGGCUCACCGAGGACGCGCUCGUGAAUUAUAAUGAGCAACGUCGGCGCAACGUAACACCGACCUGCUUUUUCUAUUGGCCUGGUUUACUCGUUCCUUUAUUUUAAACCUUUACAGAAUGCAAAUGACGUAACGGUUUGUUUUCACAUGUACAACACAAGACGAACAUAAUAUGGACCUUAACUGACACAAAAAACCCCAAAAAUUACAUUUUUAUGGCAGGUCCCCUUUAAAUAAGAAGUGGUUUUGUGGAGUAGUUAUCGUCCAUCUAUCGUUAUCGAGGUGAACAUAUCGCCAAGCCCUAACGGUAAAUAUAUAAAUGAAACUUGCUGCAGGUUAACAUCAUCAUUUUUUUUUUUUUUUUUUUUGCAUGUUAAGAUGCUGCUGACAUAGCUGAGCUCCAAAGAGUUGUCAGCAUGGUUGUGUAGACAACUUCUGAGCCCCUUUCACAAACCUCAGGAUAUAAGCCUUUUAUCACACGUAGCCACUUAGGUGGAGUAAAGUUGUACUGUUAUAAAACUGGAAGCAGAGUUGGUAACAAAGGGCGUACCAGAUGGUAAACCGUGUCUAUGUAAAUAAGGGAGCUGGCAGUGCAGAGCAGCACUGUGUAUGUGUGUGUUUGUAUGUGUGCAGCAACCUUGAAUAUCAUUUGUUCCUGAUAAAGAUUGAUGUUUGUCAUUUUAUUCUGAAGAGCUGUUGACUCUUGUCUAUGAUUGAUAUUAGGACUUCCUCAAUGAUCUACUGUAUUGUAUGACAUUUAGUUGUAACCUCACAAAGCUGCUCUGUCGUCAACUGCAGUGCUUGUUGGCUUUUCUUCAACCGUGUGAGCGGUGAAACAGCAUGCUUAGUAAUGUCAUUGUGAUUUGGGGUUUGAAGUGCUGUAAACAGGAUGGGCUGGCACUCUCCAAUUCCCUAGUGCGCCUCGCUGCAGGACAAUGAGCAGGUCCUGCAUAGAGGAAGAGCGGCGCUUGAAGGAAAAUGUGCUUAUUGUCAUUUGACAGGCCUCAUUAGGUGUCUGACUUAUUCAGCUAACAGUGACGGCUGGGCUAACUGCACAGAGUUGUUGUAAUUGGAUAUAAAAACACUGGGAUGAAGUCUGGGAAAAAGUGUUCAGUCACGGUUCUGUAGAGCUCCAGCCAUUUGUUCUCUGUUUUAACCAGGAAGAAGGAUAUAGCUGCGUUCUCCCCUUUUACAGUUACCAACCAUAACCAUAUGUCGUUUUUUGAGAUGGACUGUUAUUUAGAGCUUUUCUUUGCUACAGCACAGCCAUUGUCUCCUACUGUAUAAUCUGAGGCACCUACUAAAUUUCAUCAGGCCUGUACAGUCAUUCAAAGACUAAUCCACUGCAGCUGGAACAGUGUUGUCUCUUUUAUUUGUCUGGUAUUCUUUGAAAGGUCCUCAGAGAGACUUUGUUGAUGUAGAUCCUCUUGUUUUCACUGUUCCUGAUUGUAACAGAGCUGUAUUCUUAAAACAAAGAGCAAACAAGAGUCAUGCACAGUGGAAGGAUUAUUUGGGGAAUAUCAAAUACUGUUGAAGUAGGUGAAAACUGCCUACUCUGUAGUCACAUGUCACGAUGUGUCUACAGAGUAAUUUUUUAGAGAUCUUAUAAAUGUCACAUCGUACCUACUCUGAGUUUUUUAUGUUUAUGAAAUAAACUGAAAUUCAUAUUGAUGCUUUUUUUAAAAAUACAAAUGAAGCAAAUAAAACCACCAACAAGAAGACUGUAGAUUUUUAUAUCGUGCCACGAUCCUUUCCACUAAGGAUUAAGGUGAUUUUACCAGAGAUGGCCAGCAUUAUCAAGAGAUGAUUUAGGCCAAAAACUGAUUUUCGUCAAAUAAUGACCUAGGCCAUUCUUUUUAUAGGGUGACAAAAUAGUAUUUUUUAAUGUCUGAAACUAGUUUAAAGCAGCUGAAGAACCAGGUUUGCUUUUACAAUUUUCCACAUGAAAUACUCAGAAUACAUGAAACAUUUGUCUGUCAACAUUUAGCAGGAUGACAUUUUAGUCAGAAGACACUACCUAAGUAUAUAGAAGAAAAAAACAAGCAAAGACUGCUUAGCUCACAGGUUUAAACAAAAGUUCCCCACAGGAGCUUUUAAGUAGGCCAGGAGGGAUUUUUCUUUGUCUGAAAAUGCUUCUUACACAUGCAAAGAGAAAAGAGGUAUCACUUUGUCUGCAGGGGGCGCCAAAAUCAACAAUAACAUAAAGUUCCCAACAGGCUCUUUAAUAUGGGAAAAAUGCACUUUUUUGGCACUAAUACAAUGCAUGCAAGAUAAAUUACAACAUCAAAAAAAUAAAGUUCAUUAUUGCCUGUAAGUUAUUUAAAUCAGUAAAAUCUAAUUUACUCUAAACUCAUCGCAUUGUAACACAAAUGUUGAGGCAUAUCUACUGCAUAUCUGUCAUCUCUACUGCUGUGUUCAAUAAUGCCACCAGUAAACAGCGUUACUCAUUGAUUGAUGACAUUUCCUACCAUGGCUUCUUUAUACACUCAGAGAUUUUAAAAGGAUGGUCGGCUCAGUAUGAACACUGUGUACCCUGAGCCCCCCUGCUAGUCUGUACAGGUUGGUAAAGUUCUGUGACAUCAUUUCAAAACAUUAAAAGAAAAAUAUGGAUUUCUUCAGAACUCUGCUGAUAACAUUUAAAGACCUUGAGAGCUGAAAUAUUUGCUCGUCUAACCUUUAGUUUGCCUGGUGGUGUCAUCUCCUAUGUAAUACAUUCAUGCUGCUGAUUUGGUCUGAGCUGUAUUAUUCAUGCCUUUUCCCUCCCUUUGCUGUAUUCACCGAACCUGGCGGCACUGUUACCCAGGGCUUUGAUGACUCAUACAAAAUGAGUUCCCUUUAUCUGGCCAAAGGAAAAUGAAAAGCUUCUUUACAGCUUUCAUUAGAUAGAGAGGGUAUACACAUCAUUCUAGACAGAUGGGACUUGUGCAUGGUAAUUUCCUCGAGUCUUUGUGAUGAAUUGCUAAUGUAAGAGUCCUUGAGAUAACCACGAGGCUGUGUUUGAAACGCUCCACAUGAAAUGAGGGGCUCAGCGAUGUGGCUCUAUCUGCUGCUCAGGGCCUCACUGUCUUCUCCUGUGUUCACCGGAGCUUCAUUCUUUAUGCCAAAUUCAGUAAAUACUUUGGGUGUGGAUGUUUAAGAUGCAUUUUUAGCAAGCGAGGACAACUAGUUGGCCAGCUGACUGUUGCUAUGCAACAAAAGGAAAGUUGAAAAUUGACUCCUUUUGCAGUUCCUCAAAAUAACCUUCAAAGGAGUGUAAUUGAUUUAUAUAUAAUGUUUAUUUAUAUCACAGUUAUGUCAUUUAAUGUGAUCACUGUGCAUGUUUUGGGGGAGGGUGGAGCUGGUGGAGCAACCAACUGUUGAUUUCCAAGUCAGUGUGCUGUCAGCUGCUUUGCAUUUUAUCUUCAGAAGGCCACAGCUAUUGUGUUGAAAUGUAACCUGCUCCAAGGACAACAGUCUGUCUGCAGAGGGCGGUUGAACCCCUAAGCCAAACUGAUGUCCCAUAUUCAAAGAUCUUAAACCAGUCUUUCAUGCUCUGUUUGAAGUUCUGUCUUUACUUAGUCUGAAAAGAAAGACAUUUGACAUUUGAAACAACUGUCUUUUGUAACUUUCCUCAUAGUUCAGGAAUACAAACACUAACUGGUUUCAGUAAUCAGUCUGUCAAUUAAAACUUUAGGUGAAAACAAAUUAGAUAAAAACUGUUUCUUGUCCAAGUGGGUGUAUUAAAAACCUUUUUUCAUGUCACUAUAACAGGCUAGAAAAGGGUUCAAAUUCACGUUUUCAAAUAGGGAUAUCCCAAUACGAUAUUUGUUAGUGAUUUUCUUUAGCUAGUCAUGUCAGCCUUUAGGGUGGUGGAGCUGUGUCACUCAAAUACCUCGGAUACUUUGGUGCUAGAUUUCUGAGGCCAUGGGCCUCCGACAACUAUCCUCAACAAGAUGCAAGUGGAAUGUUUUGGAAACGUGGACCGCUAUAUAUACUUGAACAGUUUCAAACCAAAUUAUUGUUACACUUGUGGCAUGAUGAAGCUGUAACCCAGAUCUGCAACCAGUGAAGCUUAUCAAAAUGAUCAUUCGUGUGGGCCUUCCAUUUUUUAAAGUGUAAACAUGGGCUAAGCAUCCUUACAAUAUUAAUAUUGGAAUAUUAGUUUGAUAUCAGCAAAAAAACGAAUAUCGGAUUAUAUUGGCCUGCAUCUAAAAUCUCCAUGUAAUCACAACAACAGUCUGUACUAAGGUACUAACAAAGUACCAAGGAGUAGGAGUGAUGUUGGCAGUGUGGCAGUUUCUUUUUUUUUUUUUGUUUAAGUCCAAAAAAGGCAUAGCAGAUGAGUUCAAGACUUGUCAUGCACAAGUUUGUGCCAAUAUCAGUAUUGGCCAAUACUGAAGGCAACAAUAUUCGUAUUGUAUCGGAAGUAAAAAAGUUGUAUCGGGACACCCCUAUCUUCAGAUUCAGCAAUUACAUCAUAACACUAGCCCUAAUAUGUUUAAAUGAUGAUCUUUAAAGCCAUACUAUCACAGUAAAUGCUGAAUGUGAACGAGAGUGUUUCCUGUCAUGAUCUAAUGGAUGGUUUCACUUUUAUUUCCUCCUCACAGGUGACCCUCAGUGACUGACAGAUGUGUGACACUGUGGAGAACCAGUUGCCUCUCCCAGUGGAGAUCUGAGUUGUGGGACACUGAGGUAAGCCCAGCACACCCCACUGACCACCUCACAUUUUCUAUUGAACUGGCUCUCAUGAUCACCUGAAGGUGACAUCUGAGGUUGUAAAUGAGAAACGAAUUUGUGUCUUAUUAGGGUUGGAGACUGGAAGUAGAUGUUAUUCCAACUUACCUGAAACAGGUGAUUCUUUUACAAACAUGUUUUUCUAAAGACUGAAAACUGACCGUUUCCUCUUUAUGUGGAAUUAGAAGAUAUGAGUGUGUUUUUUCAGAGUACAAAUGGAUCAAUAGAUUUCUGUUAUCAAUAUUGUCUUGUAAAUAUCUUUGUAUGAAUCUGCCACAAACUUAACAUGAAACUUUAGCAAGCUUUUUAUUCUUUGUGACUCUCCCCAUAAGAAUCCCAUUAAUAGAUUUCUGCUGCUCUGUCGGAGGUAAAAAUGUUUUUAGUGAAAAAUUCAGUCCAUGUUUAUCCCUCAGGUUUAAUAUUUUUACUUUGAUCUGCCUUACUUGUGCCUUUAAAUGAUAAAAACAUUACAAAAACAGGUUUUGUCUUAAAACUGUUACUGACAGAAAAGAGGGAAAAAAAUUUAUUUGACUUCAUUUUUCAUUUCUCAGAUUCUUUGAUUUCUAUAAUAACUGUGAAUCAGUCAAUCUCUAACAUGCCUCCAACUGCAGCCCUUUGUUUUCAUCACUAGAACAGUUUAAUUAACAGCAGCACCUCUCUUCUUCUUUUCCUCUGCUGCUUCCCUGUCCUCCACUUCCACUUCUAUGACUUCUUCUUCUUUUCCUCCUCCUCCUCAUUCUUCUUUUUCACUUCCUCUUCCUUCUGCUUCUUCUUAUCCUCCUUGUCCUUCUUCUUCUUCUUCUUCUUUAUCUCAGUUUUAUUACAUAAACCUAAUACUGAGAAGACUUCUGCACAAACUUUUGAGGUUAUUAGAAAUUGGGUAUUUUUAGAAGUAGUGAUAAUCGAUAGACACGUCAUUAUGCCUCCAAGAUGACAGCUCAUGUACGCCAACAAUGAGCCUCAGCUCGUCAGGUUUAUGGAAGUAUUAUGAAGGGAUAUAAACAGGCAACAAAACAGCUCUUUGUAAUGCUUAUGAAGCACAAGUGAUGCAAAAGUGAGAAAAACAACAGCUCUUUGACACUACCAAUUUAACUGUACAAUAAUUAUGAUCUUAAAGCACACAGGGUUUCUGACAAAGAAUGGUCAUGAGCCUGUGUCAGUAAAAUGUAUUUAUUUAUAGUAAAAUUUACAUUUAUUGUUGAUAGUAGAGACAAAUGUUUUUAUUCUUUGCUGUCUGGUCUGUAGGACAGAGCAUGUCUGUAGGACUUCAAGGUAAAUCCUCGUUCAUGAGAGACAGCGGGGACUUAAAGGCACGUUUGCAUUGGUAUCAGUGUAGGCUGAAAUGAGUUUCAAAUAUCUCCAAUAAUCUCAUACUGGUCAUACCUAAUUAUCAGUGUUAAAGAUGGUGUUUGAAUACGACAUGAUCAGCCUGUUUAGGUUUGUGCUUGGUUGUUUAGAGAAAUGGGAUUUGUAGUUUUAAGAUGGUUUUGGUCCGGACCACACACUGUGUGUUUAAAAGGGGGCAUCAUGAGUGUUAAGUGUUUGUGACGCUAAAGAUGUAGAUUCUUCUCUGCUGACUGGCAGCAGUCUCAGUCAUAAAUCCAGCUGUUGACAGAUGCAACUGGGGUCAAUUAAAAUACAGGUCAACUUUUUCUUCUCAUACAGGGUUUCUGGAUUUAUGGACAGUUCUUAUUAUGCUCACAUAGAUAGUGCAGAGUUUUUUCUUUUUUUUUAUCAGGGUAGUUAUUCAUUUUUAAGCAGAGGGGAUGUGACGUCAUGAGUAACAGCUCUUCAUCUGCUCUGCUGUGUUCUGCUGAGAUAAGUGCAGGUUUCUGUUGAUAUCACAGGCGUGACGUCAGUCCUACAUCGACGGGUCACUUUUGCACAUGCCUCAGCUGAAACAGCGCAGCGUGUCAGCCCUGUCGAGGUAUUUUGGCUUCUCAUCUCACAAAAAGUGAAAAUAAGGGGAUGUUGUCCUUUCUGUAAACACUGUUGUCUGAACACUUCAGCCCAGCCCUGUCUCACACUGCUCCUCUACAUCUACAACAUUAUUUGUUUUUCCAGCGUUGGUCAUUUUCUUGAUGGUGAAUAUUUGCCAUUGCCUGAAAGUCACCAGACUGCAGUUCCCAUGGUAACUGAUAAGCCUGCCCAGCGGAUGGAGAAUUUCACUUCAGCAAGUCUCUGACAGUUUGACAAGCCAGAGGAAAUGAAUGAGUCAGCCUUUCAUGAAGAGCUGAACAAGCUAACUAAAUGGAGCCUUUCAGUUCACGCUCACAGAUUAAAGGAGAGCGCUGGCACUAAAAGAUUAGACCGGUUCAGAUUGUCAUCUGCUCAGAGCUGUGACCGUGAUCUCUGUCCCCUCUAGACGCUGAACAAAUCAGUGAUCUUGUAUCUCCAAGCCUGCUGUGCUACAAUUCCUGGUACAAUUCAGAGGACCAUAUAAAGGUUUACAUUUGAUUUGUUUAAAGGAGGACCUUUUCUAUCUGAGGUGAAAAACCGGGUAUACAGAGUUGAAUUUUGUCCUAAAGAUGAAAGAGAAACAGAAAGCCUGCUUAAGAAAACCAAAGCCUGUUUGCCUUGAUGAAGAUUUGUGUAGUCUUCAAAAUACUCAACUUUUUAUUGUUGUUUUGAGAUUGAUAAAAGAAUUGGGUACUUUUUUAUCUAACAAGUUUUAUUUGCAGUAAUUUAGGGAAAGUACUGAUGCUGUAUGUCUCAUCUCGCGGUUGAAAAUGAAGAGAAAGUGAAAUGUAAAUCUAGAGAGGCCUCGGAGCUUUUGCAAACUUCCCGGCCUGUAAUGACUCUGGUGUAACUAAUGAGAUCAAACAGGGGUGUGUCACCAUUCUGGCUUACUGUUAGCUUGAGCAUUAAGACUCACAGAAAGAUACUGGAAGCAGCGGUCGCUUAAAUCUGACAAAUUCUGCAAUUGCACAUUCUCAGUGUUUUUGUUUUUUUUGUCCACACAGCUCUUUACUCUCACAUCUGUCCACUUCUCUCAGAGUAGACUGUUCAGCUCUUUGACAAACUGUCCAAGCUUCAUCCGUUUGCCCGGGUGGUCGUGUUUACUUGCAUGUACGAAAGCCAAGGACCAAGGACACUGACCCAGAUCCAGCUGCAAGGAGUUUAUUUACAUCCCUCUUCUGUCACAUGUCUCUUGCUGUGAAAGCGCAAAGGGAGGAGCAUGAUGUGGACAGUGAAAGGGUCACAUCUAUGUAGGGAUGGGUAUGUCGAGCAAAUAUACUCAUCAGUCUUCACUCGACUUACUCAACUUAGAAUGGAAUAGUCACCCUCCUUAUUUCACUCUCUGGGCGUAAUCGUUGUGCAGAAUUUUUUUUUUCACUUAUUUCUUCACAUAUUUUUUCAUGAAUCAGUGACUUUGCAAGUGCUCAAAAAAGCGUGACUCACCCCUGUUCAACUGUUGUCACUCCUUGUUUCUGACUUUGAUAUAAAAAAAAAAAGCUUUUAUGAGAACAGUUAAGGAGAGUGUUAAUUCACCUUUUUUUACAGCUAAAGAAUCGGGUAAAAAGCUCAGACGGGGGAUUUGUCUGGAGUCAUGCAGGUAUCAGAUUCAGUGUCUCGGCUGCAGGAGACGAACAAGGGCAAUUGCCUCAAAUUGGAUCUUCCGUUUAGAAAUUAGAAUAUAUUAAGUUCGCCUUAAUCCCUAAUCCCAUCAACUCAAAACCAGAGGUAGGCCUCCUGGAGGGUUGUUGCAGCUGAACACAUUAAAACAGACAUCUAAAACAACACAGUUAUCAACCACAGCUCAAGCUCACAGUAUGUCCUUAUUCAUUCGUGUGUUUGAUGACUCAACUGUUGACUCAUGUCUCAUGAAUGACCUUGGUUUGACCUUGAUAUCUUCUCUUGAUGACAGAUGCAUUCAUUAUGAAAAAAAUGUGACUCAUCUAUUGAUACUUGUCAGGUGGUGUGAUAGAAUUCUGGCGCUGUCAUUGUCAAACUCCUGUCUAUGUUUGCAGCUCGGCAUGCUGCAGAUCCUUGAAAAUGACUUUUAAUCCGUCCCCAACUGUCAGUGGACUGUGCGAAUAUUCCACCUCUCACUCAACACAAACACUUGAACACACACACUUUCUGAGACACACGUCUCCUUUGCAGCUAGCCUUUUUAUGGGAUAAUUAAUUUUUUUUCCAUGGGAUGAAGUCUGAAGGAGAAAUGGCUUUUUAUUUUGGGCAGUUUGCUGAAGUUAUUUUUAGCUGCUGCAUGCAGAGACCCAGAGCAUGGAUAAGAGUGACUGUUGCCUGAGAUUAGAGUUUGUUUGAAUAGGUGUAGUGGAUAAAACCUGUGAGAAAAUGCUGGUCAGCAGCAGAUCUCUGGUUAUUUCACUUCUUUGUUUUUCUGUUAUUUUUUCAUUUUAAAGAGCUUUUGGUGCAUUUUUCCCCGAGGUCUGUGUUGAAAUCAUGUCAGACUGAUGCCAUUUAAAUCAUCUUGUUCCUAAACUGUGUGUUAAUUUCAAUAUUGGCAUUUCACAGUUUUAUUUUCAAGGGAAAUCCUAUAUAACUUCCUGUUAUGUCAUGUUGUCUCGGAGCCAUGGUGAUUGGUGAGAUCGCUGAAUUUGCUCCUUGUGUAACAGUGCGUCUGUUUUCACAGCUACCACACUCGGAGGCAUCAAGGUCCACCUGUUUUAGGUCUUAUUGAUAUACAUAAUGGAAAUAGCUGGCCGAAUUUUAAAGUUUAAGUACAUUGAGAAUGGUGAAUUGGCUCAAACAUGAACCUGCUUUUGCCAUCAUUGCAAGCACUAACUGUACGUAUUAAAUAAGCAUUAACUGAUCUCUGUCCAUCCACCAGGCAGCCGAGGGGGGGUCUCUGAAGAAGAUGCUGGGUUCAGAGCGUGGUGUUGUCGAAGAAUGGCUCUCAGAAUUCAAGGUAAAGGCUGUCUCCUCCUCUGCUUUUCGGUCAUGACUCAUUUCAGUGAAAUGUUCUCCUGGAGGUCAUCUUUGGAGGCUUUUUUUUCCUAUAAAGAAAACCACAAACUGUGGGUGUAGCAGCUCUGAUUAAAGAAACUAUUGAGCCUACAAGUUUUUGCACGUCAUUUCUUCCAAUUUUACAAGCCUUUGAAUAUGGCAACUCAAUUAAGUGAGUUCAUGCAAGAACUGUGGCCUUGUAAGGACAGGUUAGACUUUGGUCCACUGUGCUUUCAUCACUGUAUACUUAUAAUGAAUCACAGCUCAGGGUCAACACAUUAACUCAACCUGGAGCAUUUUUCCAUUUACAAGAACAGAUCCACUUUGAGUCAUCCUAUGAGACGAAUCUGACAUUCAGCAGGUUAACUAUGCAGGGACGUUAGCUAACAUGGCUACUUAAUGCAGGCUUACGUAACAUGCUUCUGCUGGAUACACAAUGCUCCGGUCAAGUGGUCAAGUGCCAGUUUAACCAGACACAGCUCCUUUUUCAAGAUCACAAUACUGCCACACUGUGUCACACUAUGAGAUGCCAUGUAUCUUCUGUACUUGUGUAUAUGUGGGUAAUAUAUCAACUUUAUCUCCUUUUUCCAGAUGUACUUAGAAAAAUGAAUCAUGGCAGAGUUUAUUUCGAAGUUGUUACAAUCCAGCUCGUGAGUUAGUAAGACGCAACAUAAAACCCCGGUUCCGUGAUGUAAAAAAUGUUAUUUAUUGCAAAAAGAAAUAAUGAGGUGCUGUUUAACAUAAAGUUGAGGCAAGAAACAGAGGGAUGUGCAGUGCGGCUCAGAGAAACAAAUCAACACAACAAAAGGCGACUCUAAACUAGAGUGGAAAAAUGUUACUCUCUGAAAUUAAAUCAAAACAGCAGUUAAAACAAAUUGAGGAGUGAGCAGCUCCCUAUCCCUGAUAAUUCCACAAAAAAAAAAAGAAAUACAAUAAAAUCCAAUUAAAACCACACACGAAUGCCAACACAGAUUUUCCUGACAAAGAAUCUAGUGAACCCAAGUGUCUGCCCCCAAAGCGCUCCAAUCGGCAGCCUCUUGAAUCUGCCGCUCCUCCCCGAUUGGUCCUACGGACUCGGCCCAUUAACCAAUCAAAAAAAAAAUUUUUAAAUACAUAAGUAAUUGCAUUUGAUUUUACUUGAACUAUAAAAUGUUUAAAAUUCAUUUAUUCAAAUUCUUAAAAUCUGUUAUUCUGGAAAAAAAUUCAAUUUAAUCAGUAAAAAUGUAUGAAUAUAGUUUAAAUAUGAAGAACUGUGGAUCGACCAAAAUUUGUUUAAUUAAAAAAUCAGACACAAAUCAGAGUUGUCAAUGAUGAAGACAUAAAUCUUCAUUAUUUAUCCUUAACACAUUGGGUUUAUUGGUAUUAUUACAUAAAUCUGAUUCCUUUGUUGAUUGGCCUGUUCAUGUUAAAUCUAAGUCAUUCAAAUGGAUGGAAAUUUUGUUUGCAAUGAGACCUAAAUAUAUCUGUGAGUGUAGAGCCAAACCACACCAUAAAACAAGAUUCUGUCCGUCCAUCAUCUGUGCUUGUUUACAUCCAGGUAGUGUUAUAGCAUUACAGCAGUAGUCUUUGAUUUGAGGAGCCCAAUCUGAUGGCAGGUGACUCUGCUCAUUUUGGGCCCUCAACAACAGAAGCUGGCAAGUAACUCUGGUACCUGCUAGUGAUGGUGACUGUAUUUAACUGUUUAGUAAACCAAACACACAUAACCCUCGUCCCCUGUGUCUGUUACCUUAUUAAACAUCCAUCAGCUCCACAUCCAUAUUUGAGAUGCUUUUAAUACUCAAAAAGUGUCAGCAAAACAACCCUGAGCAGUUUGGGAAUGUUGGCAUGGGACACUGCUACUUAACUCAGACAAAAGGGUACACACGGGCCAAAACAAAAGAUUUUUCCUCUUCUUUUGUAUUCAGACGGAUGGCAGAGGAGCACACAAAAAUUGCGAAAGCAAGAGAAAGAGGGAGUAUGAUGAAUAGCAAGGCAAAUAGAUCUGUAUGAGUCAUUGUGUGAGUGGUACAAGCCGGGCAGGCACACUGUGUUCUGUCCUCAAAAUGACCAUAGUUGGGCCGUGCUCAGUGGAUAUCUCUCUGCCGUCUGUCAUCAGCAGACAAACUCUCAAUCUUGACCAUUUAAAGAAUCCGACCCCAGGAUGUUCUGAGCCCAUCAGAAAUCAUCACUCUGUUAUUCAACCUAACCUGCAGUCGUGUCGCUCAUACUUACUGUCACUCAGUAAUAGAUAGACACAAAGAAGUUCACUUCUAACUCUAAAUGAGACAUGUGCUCUUCUAGCUGUGAGUGAUAGUAGAAAAGACAUCGAUGAAUAUUUGUCCAAAAUCUGCAUUUACUACUGCCUGUUAGGUAAAGUGUUGAGUGGAUGUUACAUAAGAAGAGGUGAAUGAGUGAACAAUGGGAGUGAUUUCAAACAGUGAUGAGUGAUGGUAACUGUGCUGGAAGAUGCUUCAGCUAAAGCAACAAGAUGAUCAAACACAGUUUGUUCAGGUUUUCACAGAAGUCUUUGUCAUUCCAGUUUGUUUGACUUUGAAAGAUCAGAUGUCCAUCUUUACCACGAUAGUGACGUUUGGAUGCAUACACCUCAUGUUUCAUACCUGCAGCUUCUCCUACAGAAAAUGUAAGCAUUGUGAGCAUUUUCUGAAUCUUUCCCCUUUCUCCAGACCUUACCAGAAACCCACAUUCACAGCUAUGCUGGCAGCCUUCACCUGAAGAAGACCCUGGUGCCAGCACUGUACAGAGUCAUCCAGGACCCCAACAAUGAGGUGAGGCCGCAUACGGGGCUUUCAAGUUAAGACCUUUUUUUUUAGCUCAGGGAAAUGUGUUGGUUGUGACUCACAUCAUGUAGUCUCAGCUGGCGGUGAGACAGAAACUGACACACAGCGGUGUCUGCAGGCUACACAUGCACGCUGAAAACACAGGCAGGCUGUUCUCCGAGGAGUGUGAGGGACGGGCGUCGUGCCAGGAGCUUCACCUGUGAGAUGACGCACAGUGUGUUGUACUCAGAUGCACACACAGCUCUCUUCACAUCUGCUGCACGCACAGGAAAAGCUACAUGCAUUUUCAAAGAUGCAAACAAGGAUGUUGUACUUGGUCACAAACCUCAUUUAGUAUUAAGUGUACUUCAUCGCAUGCACUGUUUUCAUGCACUAGGCAGUUUCCUGUGCUAGUAAAGCUAUAGUAGUGUUUUCUGUCUUUAUCAAAUGAUCCUAUUUUCAGCAAAGGCCCCAGGCACCGUAUGCAUCUCAAUUGGCUUUAAUUUUACUCCAAUGAUACAGUCUGUGCCCCUCAUUUCCCCAUCUUUCAUGAAUGAGCUGGGGUGUCAGGCAACUGAGGACCUAAAUUCGAUUAGUGCUGUCAAUCUAGUUAUGCAAUCCCAUUUAUGAUCAGACAAGCAACCCAGCAGGGAGAGAUAAAAAGAGCGUGUGCUUGUGUUUGUGUGCACAGAAAAGAGAGAGGGACAGGCUCCAGUGCAUGGUUGACUGCUGUGUGUUUCUAGCUGAGGACACGGAGGGGCAAAUGCCUCACCAAGUUCAUUAAUAAGUUAGCUGCUUAUUUCGGGGUCAGUCACAGUGCAACACACACACGAGCAACAAACACACACACAAACAGAAGUGCUGUGUGGGCACUCACUUCACUGACCCCUAGACAGUAUAAACACAUUGGCUCAGCUGGCUCCCCUGAGACUACAUCUGACCAGACUUCCAUUGUAGUGAUUUAUCCCCUCUGCUCCUACACGCCUCCCGCUAUUGACCCACUGCAAAACUUUUCCCUCCGUCUGUCCACUCCACUGUGGUGCAGUCAGGCUGACAUUCAUUCAUGCUUUGAAAUAGGGGCUGUUCAGGAGUUAUGGAGUUAUGUUUCUAAUGGUAUAUGGACUUUCAGAAAUGGGAGAAAAUAUCUGAUUAUUUCUCUCAUUAAUGUUGUGUUUAUUGCAUCUCUCUUGAUUUUUUUAUAUGUGUUAAUCUGAUGAAUUUAUGAAUUUCAACUCUUCUUUAUCAAGUACUGGCUGUAAUUUAAGGUCUCCAUGUCAUAUUUUCAUUCUAACCAACUACAGCGACAUAAUGUUUGUACACAAGAGUCUCAGUUCGUAUUUAUUCACAUUAAUUAAUGGUUCCCCUACUCCAAUCCAGCUACUGGAGCCGGUGUGCCACCAGCUGUUCGAGCUGUACAGGAGCUCUGAAGACCGCCUGCGCCGCUUCACCCUGCAGUUCUUACCUGAGCUGGUGUGGGUAUACCUGCGCGUCACGGCUAGCAGGGAUCGCCAGAGUAAUGGUUGCAUCGAGGCACUCCUACUGGGCAUGUAUAACCUGGUAGGUGUCAGAUAUUUUUAUGUUCCAUUUUGCAUCCCUAAUUUUCAAAUAUGAGAAAGAAAGAUGCAUAUUUGCUUUCUGUUUCUUUUGUAUUUGCCAUUUUGCAUCCCUACUUUUCUAAUAUGAGAAAGAAGGAUGCAUACUUGCUUUCUGUUUCUUUUGUAUGUGCCAUUUUGCAUCCCGUGUUUUCAAAUACGAGAAAGAAGGAUGCAUACUUGCUUUCUGUUUCUUUUGUAUGUGCCAUUUUGCAUCCCGUAUUUUCAAAUAUGAGAAAGAAAGUUGCAUAUUUGCUUUCUGUUUCUUUUAUAUGCGCCAUUUUGCAUCCCGUAUUUUUAAAGUUUUUUAUUAUAAGGUGAGUGCUGGGGAUGCAAUGGAGCCUCUCCAUGACUGCAGAGAUGGAGGUGUAUCUUAAAAAGCAUCUCGGUAUAUAUAAAGAUAAUCACAAUGGCCUGCACAAGGAUGACCUCAGUUUACACAUUUCUGUGGGGAAGCUCAACCGUUUCCAACACACAACAAGAUGACUGGCUGCCCAGGCUGGUUUGAAAUUUUUGUGGCAGAUGAAGAGCCCCUUCACAUACACAGCCUUGGUUUUGUUCCUUACUUCUCCACUUUCUAUAGAAUAAAUUAUAUAUAGUUAUUAUCUAUUAUAUAUAGUUCAUCAUUCAUUAGGAACCUCAUUUUCAUACUUUGAGGAUUGCAUAAUGGUGUUUGCAAAUUAACUGCCAUCAAAGACAGGAGUAUAAUUGCAGUGGUAUUUUUAGCAGUAUAAGGCUGAUGUUUGUGUAUGUUUUUUUGUAACCAUAGAGACGGCCAUGAAUGUAUCUGUGUCACAGUUUCAAACAGAUAUGUAGGAAAGAUUUAAAAAAAAAACUGGUGUGCACAUCUUUCUUGAGCCCUGUACUAAUUUAGCUGGAACAUAAGUGAGGCUGUGAGUCUGUUGACAUUAAAGACGAUCUACAGGGAGAAACCCUUUUAAUGGAUGGACCCUGGAUAGAUUGCAUCACCGGGAAACACCCUCAGGGAACUGAGCUAAGAGCUGCAGAUAUCAAUAGAAAGAGCUACAUGUCAGGAAGCAUGGCUCAAGGUAUAUCCAUGCAUAAUUUAUUUCUGUGUCUGUACCAGUAAAACACACCCUCAAACACUCAUACUGCAUGCUCAUAUACCUCCUGCCUGUGGUCAGUGACAGCUAAGCUCUGAUAAACUGCUUUGCCUUCAGCAGCCCUAUCAGAUAUUCAGAGAUAUACUGCCAUGCAGUGAAGGGCAGCACGAGGCUUUGACCAACUGUAGCCUUACAGAGAAUAGGAGAUAAAGGGAUAAAGCCAGUUUGGUGCUGCUUUCCAAAACCUAGAUUAUGGACCCGCUUGGAUGUGAUGUUUUGUGAUUUCUUUGUGUUAUUUCACAAGCCCUGGCCUCGCACAUGAAGAAAAUAAAAACCUGACCAUGUAAACCAUAGCACUCAAAGGAUAGUUAUCCAUAUUUAAUGGUGCAGCAGAGCCUGACUAACUUUUUUAAAUCUCAUGUAGAUUAUGCAAAUAAAAACUUAACACACGCAAAGAAAAACAAGUCACGUCUGUGAACAGUUCCAGUUGUGUUCACAUGAGGUAAAAACAAUUACUUUGAUAAUUCUUGCACAACACUCAAAUCCCUUUUUGCUGCACGUAAUUGGUUUACACAACAAAGUCAGAAUACCAAGCACUUUCUGCCAAAUAAAAAUUACUCAGCUUUACGUCUCAGUGAUCUAGAUUCAUUGUUAUUUAACCGCGGUCGUGACUUGCAGAGAUAAUCAGGGAAUGUGUGUAGAAAUGGCAGAGUUUACAAGGAUGCAUUUAUCGUUGUGUUAUGUUUGGCUGUGUAAAACUAGGAUGGAGAGGUAGGGGUGCUGCCACUGACAUUUAAUCUGUCUGGGUCAAUAACGUGUACCAGCAGAUUGGUUUUACACUUGCACAACACUGUGAGGGACAGUAAAGAGUACGCUGCUGCCUGCAGAGAGGGGCUGAACUGUGUUGUUUAUUAGAGUGGCAGUCUGCACUCAAACCAGAUUUACAUCAACUCUCCACAUUAAUGAGAAUUAACUAUUUAAUGAUGCAGCUUUUUCUGACUCUGCAUCCUUCUCUUUGUUUUUUUUGCAGGAGAUAGUGGACAAAGACGGCAACAGCAAGCUCCUCUCCUUCACAAUCCCAUCUCUGUCCAAACCGUCAGUAUAUCAUGAGGUGAGGCUCCUGUCUGAAAUGUCAAUCAGUGUCUUUCUUAUUUGUUCCUCUGAUCCCUCCCCUUAUUUUAUCUCCUGUCCUCUCUUCUUCUUUCCACCUUCUUACUGACUUCUGAGCAUUACAGAACCUAACCAAAGUGGCUAUUUGGAAGAUGAUACCUCCUUUUUUCGCCAUUUUAAUUAACCUCAGCCACAGGGCUUACCCCUCUGUGUGUGUCCUGUCACAGCUGAAAGCUUUUAAUCUCAGAGUCCUGCAGGGAAGUUUGCUGCCAUUUUGUUGUAGGAUACAUCAAGCUCAGAAUCUCACCGCCAAAGCCAUUUUUCUCAUUUUCGUGCUGAUUCUUAAACUGACUGACAACAAUGCAGGUGUAUCAGAAAUGCACUGAUGGGUUGGUGACUGAGAUCGGCAGAGUUUCAGCUUGUUCAGUUUUGACUGGCGAGUCCUUGAAUAUAAUCAACCCUUUGCUGAUCUCAGCUUUACACACACAAACGAUGCACAUUUCAAGCUGUGCUGGAUUUAUUAUUUUGCAGCAGAGGACGUAAGACUUUUGCAGGCAAGUAAAAUAGAUGAAUGCAUAUUGAUGAUUGAGAAAAAUAAAAACUAUUUGUAGCUGUGAGUAAGUACCGUGUUUAUUGAUUAGAUAGAUAUUUAGGUGGAUUGAUACAUAUUUUAAUGGUUUUACUUAACUUAUAUACAGACACAACACAAAUCAUGACAACACACAAGAAUAGAGAAUAGUUAGUGUUGUAACAUGAGCAGGGAUCUUGCGCAAGUAUGGAAAAGUAUGGAAGUAAUUUGAUCAAUUUCCAGGUCUUAAAAAGUAUAGUAAAUGACAAAUAAAGCAUGGAAAAAUAUUAAGGUUUCCAGACUAUUACCACAGUAAAAAAUAAAUACUGGUUUCUAAAAUAGAAAACAGGAAUUUCCAAAAACAAUUCUAAAAAGUACGGUAUGGAAAAGUAUGGACAUUUCAACUGUGUAGUAACCCUGUGUGAAACUAGUAAAAUUAUAGUAUGUGUUUGUUUCUGCUCUAAGUUCUCUAAAGAAAGAAAUGAUCAACAGGUCAGACUGUGAAAAACUUUGAGUCGUCUUACUGCAGUUACAGUCUCUUUCUAAAAUGUCUGUGUUACAGUCCGUAAUGCACUUUUGGAUUUUAGCAAAUCAGUGCACCAAUCAGUUGCAAUUACUUUUUAUUCCACAAAAAUUAUUUUCUUUUUUAAAAUCCCUCAAACUGUGGUGAACACAUUGAAAAUGUGUAUCAUAGCUGUAACAGUUGCACGAGGUCAAUUACCUGUGAACAGUAGCAAACAACAACAAUGCAAUGCAGCAUUUGUCUAAUGAGCUAAUUGUCUGGAAUCAGUGUUUUCCUACCACAUAUUUUAAGGCUGUUUUUUUUUUAUCUAAAGGCAAGAUAUCAUUGAUAUCUAAAAACACUUCAGCAGUUUGAUUUUUGUAACUGGUGUUCCUGUAGUACACUGAGCCAAGCUUCCAGCUGUUACAGUAAUCAUGAUAUCUUUGUUGAUCUGAGCGGUAACUCAAGGGUCCAAAAUAAUGUAAGGUAUAUUGUAUUAUGUUAUGAAACAGUUAUGAAGGAUCAUACUUCUGCAUCACCCUGAGCUUCUUGUCUUCAAGGGCUACUGAUGAGAGGGGUGAGCAAGGCAGCAUUAAAAUCCAGAGUCUGAUACCUAGACAUCACUAAAUAUUCCUCUUUCUUUACUCUGCACAUUUAGGUAUUGAGAUUUGACUGCUAAAUAGGACUAUUGGCUGUUGGGGUGAAGUUCAUUUAUUUACUCAUUUAUAAGGUGUUAAAAAAGGAAUGCUAACCUAGAGGGUUCGCCUGUGCUGCCCUGUGGUUAAGUCAUGCUUCCUAUGUAACCUGUCAAGCAGGUGGUCCCAGUUUGAUUCCAGUAGCCUCUUUUCCACUUGUCACUCUCUCACUCUCUACUCUCUCUGCUGGUUUCUUCUCCAUCCAGUAAAAAAGAAAUACCAACCUUUGAACCUUUUUUCCUAACGUAGAGGUAAACAUUGUUUCUGACUGUCCAGUCUUUCCAGAUUUUACCCCUUAGCAGUAUAUUUUCAUGUUGUACCGCGGACCUUAAGCGGGUGCUAGAGUGAGAGUCCUUGUGAGUGUUGAUGAGACUACACUGUGUGGCAUGUGCUGAGGGCCAUUUAUCGCAGUAAUUACAAGCUUGAGAGGCUCUCCCCUCCAUGCUGAGAGAAUGAAGAAAGCAGAGAGGCAGGACCGGGUGCAGGGUCGUGAGUGUAUGUGAAUCCCAACAAGCUUCAUUGGCUGGAGUGAGGCUCUAGGUAUCAUGUGGUCUUGUUCUCCGGCCUUCAGCACUGUCAUACUCUCUCUCUCUCUCUCUCUCUCUCUCUCUGAAUCAGUCCUUCCUCCAUCCUUGUCCACUAACUAAUAACAAAGGAUGCAGUAUCAGUGAGGUUCAAUUCAGAGGUGACUUUGUUCCUUGCAAUGAUGUGGCUUUAUUCACACUGAAGCUUCAAGUGUAAUCAGUCUUUCGGUACCUAUACAUGCACAGCUAGGUCGCGCUACAGUCGAAGCAUGAUUAGGUGAUUUAGCUGGACCACUGUCCUUGUCCCAGUUUACAUACACUGGGCAAGAAUGGAGUUAUUGACAGUAGGAGGAAGCAUGUCCUCUUUUCAGCCCGUAAUGUGUCUCCUGGUUGACAUGUUACACAUCAAAAUAAUCUGCAAAAUGUGUUAGCAAGAAGAUAACAGGAUGUAUUUUUAACAAUGAAAACACUGUCACUUUUACAGCUCUUUGCCGUUUGUUAGGAAAGUCCCUUCUCUUUUUUUUUUUUACAUCCUUCUUUCGUCUGUCCAGGUUUCGUUUACUACCUGGCUUCAUAGCAACGCAUCCGUGCUAUUCAACUUGUGGCUCAGAGCCCGGCGUGUAAACACUGGAGCAUCUGUGUCUUUAUGAAUGUUGUAAAUACUGUAUAAUUACACCAUAUAUGUAAGGCCUAACUAGGGACAAAAUUUGUAUUUUCGAGCUGUAAACUCUAAGCUGUGUUGUUAAAUGAAUUGGUCCCCAUGAAAAUAAAGUCAAUUAAAUUCAAAUAGCUUCUAAGGCUGAACUGUAACGACAGCAGGAAGUUCAGCAAAAGCCCAAAUGCGUCACCUUGAAACGCACAGCUGCUGGGUUUCUCCUGCACUCACACUGUCGCCAACGCGCUGGCAUGCUGUAAAAGACGGACAAGUGUUUAAUUAACUGUGUUUGUCUUUCGUGUGUCUGUGUUUGUGUAUGCGUAGCCUUCAAGUCUGGGAUCCAUGGCAUUGACAGAGGGAGCUCUCUGUCAGCAUGACCUGAUCAGAGUGGUGUACAGCGGCCUCCACCCUCAGAGGGAGACCUUCACAGCCCAGAACAGGUAACACUUAAAAGCCAACAGCUGUUUAGGGAGGCUGUACAAACAUCGUAAAGAAGAGAUGAAAUUACAGUGCUGAGAUACAUUUGUGAAUGAAUGACUAAAAGUAGGAAGUGUUGCUUUUUCUGGAUACUGAGAAUCGACAGCAACAUGAGCGGCUCCACCUCAGCAAACACAGGCGGUGUCGCCACUCUGCGCCAUUGACUGGAGAUAGAACGGACCGCGUGAACUCAUUUCUGCCGAGUUAUGAGAUGUGAAGCCAAAAAACACAAAGCUGGUGCCAUGAGACGGAUGUCACACUCUUCCUACUCUUAGUACUCAAUAUUGAACUUUGUGAUUAAAUGUUGAAAACUCCUUAGGUUAGUAAAAUCUACAGCACACUAGUGGCAGGUGACCAACUUUGAUAAGAACUAAUUAUAAUGAUAAAAAAACAUAUUUGAGUAAGAUUUAUUCGAGGUGUGUUUUAAUUUUCUGAUUUGACCCCAGUCCCAUCUGUUAACAGGAGGGAGGUGAUGUUUACUAGACAGCUUAGGAGCUCUUAAUCUUUUGGCUUCGCAGUCAGGAAACACUUAAGACGUCUCUUUUGAUAUACAGUCUCUGCUCUGAAUGUUAUCAUUCCCUCUAAUUUUCAUAUUUUUAUCUUCUUUUUUUUUCUUUUUUCUUAAACAAAAUGGUUUCUUUCACCUCUUAUCACCUCCCACUAGAUGAAAAAAGACCUCUUAAGAUGAUCAGAGCAUAACCCUGCCUCUUCUGGUCAUACUCAGCAGGCCUGAAAGCUUUUUUGGCUCUCACUAUUUUCCUUGCUACUCUGUAUGAAUGAUAAUCUAAGCAUAGUAAUUAAGCACGCUGGAGUCCUGCCAGAAAAACGGCCUGUUGCGCUGCCAAAAUGAGCAGAGUUGCACUUUAUGCACAGGUUUAGUUUGCAGAGAUAGACACACAUCGGGUCUAUGACAGCUGAUAAUGUACGGGCCGCACGGAUAAGAGCGGUCGUCCUGUGUGGCUGUGGAGCUCAGUUAUGAUGAACACAGUGUCAUAAAUAAACUCAAUGGAUUUCAGCAGGGCUCCACCUCAUAGCUUAUCUGGAAAUCCAUUUGUACGGCUCAGCCUGAGACACUGUUUAUGAGGAGAAAACCCCGAGCUCCUGGGAGAGCCAGUUCACUCCCACUCUUGAUAUACAACCGGGCGUUUUACCUCCCGCUGGACUCGAAGUCAGUUACGACCCUUUUUAUACAGCAGGUCCUCUCCAUGGUCAUCCUACACACUCUCUCAAUAUGAACACACACCAAAUAAGAAUUAACAAUAAUAAUAUUAAUAUUAUAUUUUCUUUCAUUCUGAUCAGUUUUGCUAAAAAUUACAAGCAAGAGCAAUAAAAAGCACACCUUGUGGUGUACCUGGGCUUGAAGUCAGUCCUCAUAUGUCAUGCCAAAAGUCGUCUAUAGAGAGGCACACAAACAACCUGCUCCUCUUUUUAUUUCUCCCAUGGUUUGGCGAAGGCUGCCUCUUCAAGACAAAGGUGUUAAGAGUGCUUAAACCUGAGGGUACUUUCUUGUUUUUUUUUUAUUGUAGGCAGAAAACAGUUUUAAACACAAACAGAUACAUCCUCCCUCAUUACACAAAAUCUUUCUCUGCGCGAAACAUCAGUAAAUUCACAAAAAAUUAAAAUUUUUUAGAGAUGUGCUUGUGACUUCUUUCCCUGGUUUUAAUUUGAUGUAUGAAAUGUACAAUAUUCAAAGUACUCACCUUGUUGUCAGGCUGUAAGCGUAGACUGACUGUAUUGUUUUGUGGACACAGAGGAUCAGCAUCAGACAGCUUAGAUGCUAACUGAUCUAAAGAAAGUGACUUUUCUCAGGUAUUUAUCUUAAAGAUGUACAAACUCUUAUUAUAAAAAUUGAUGUUUAUUUAUGUUUUAGAUUUUUUAAACAUUUUCUCCUCACAGUUAUCCUACAACAGAGAGAUUCGAAAAUACUUCAUACAUUUGGCUGAAAGUCACUUCCUCAAAUUAAACAGCCAGUCUUUAAAUAUGUGUUCUAUACAAAUGCAAGACACAAAGGAUUGGUUUGUUGUCCUUUCCAGCACCCAAAAGAACAAUCCAAUAGGAAGUCUCCAAGGACAUACAGUACAUGUUGUAGUUUGUAAUAUGGGAUAUUUGCAGGACUGAAAAACUACAAGCAUCCAGAAACUAUAAAUAGAUAUAUAGGUUUUGUGUCCGUCAUUGUGCUCCCGUCAACCAAACAACUGGACAAAUCAACAAUAACAUGAUGGCAGGAAUAGACAGAUGUUUUAGUGAUUAACCCAAUCUCAAAUAAAAGUUCUUAUUUUUGAAGAAUUUAGAGUAAACAGGUUUCAUAAUCUAGAGUUCAUUAGUUUCCAUCAGAAAUAAUAAUUUUAUUGUACACCUAAAUCAGGGUGUUGUUCACCUCCGCUCAUAAGUUAGGUCCCAAACAGAAACAUCAAAAACCAAGUGAAGGUACUAGACGAAAGUACCUGACCCCUUCAAUGUUCUUUAAACUCAGACCUAUAAACCCUGGAGACAUAAAAUCACUGCAGGUUCAUCCACCAGGAACUGAUCUGAAGUGACGCCUCACUCACUCUACAUUUGUCCUGCUUCGACACCACUACUGAUGAUGAUGAUGAUGAUGUGUGUGUGUGCAGAGAGCUGAAGGGUGAUUACUGCAGUGUAUUAAGCAUCUGCAUCCAGUGCAGUAGCUCACAAUGGACAAAACUGCUGAGACCAGCAGUUUUCACAGAAGAAAAAAUAAGGUGCUGGAAGGACGCCUAAAAGGAUUCUUUCAAGUGUGGUAGAAACGAUGUGAUCAAGCAUUCAACAAAACUGCAGGAACAGGUUUAACUCAGAUUAAAUGAGAACUGAUAUUCUGUUUGUAUUUUUAAGUUUUUUUUUGUUGAUGAUGUGACUUUGCAGAUUCGAGGUGCUGUGUUUCCUCAUGCUCUGUUACAACUCUGCCGUGGUCUACAUGCCCCUAUCCUCCUACCAGUCAGUCUGCAGAAUGAGCUCACGGUGAGAAAACACAUGCAAAUCCUUGUUUGUUUCUAUCUUCUUCCACACUGCAGUUUUUCUUUUCUGCGGUCAGUUUGUAAUCACCCUCUCCUCCUCACUCCAUUGCUUUCUCUCCUGAACCCAGUGUAAAUCACCUCCUCUGCCCUGUAGCCAUAAACUGACCUUGUUACUGAUUGCCCCUGUUGCUGCAGGAUUUGAUAAGUAUGAUUUCAGUUGCAUGUGAUGGGGCAAGUGAAAGCACCACACGCAACUGCCGGAUACCUGUCUGAGUCUGUCUGUCUACCUAAGUCAAGAGAGAAGGAUAGAUGUGGGAUUUACAAUACUAGGCUCUGAAGAGGAGCCGACGCCCAGUGAUUGCUCCACCAGCGGCUCAGAGACGAGUCAGGAUAUGAAGACUUUCCCUGCUGUGAGCGAGCCGACAACGCCUGAAGCAAGCUUGAGUCUAGACAGAGGCCAAGCUGUGGAUGUGGAGAUGUCAGAGCACAAGAACUUAAUAUUUGACUUCACCCUCACUGUGAACACCUUUAAUACCUCCAUCCUCUUUACACUGUCUGACCUCCUUAAGUGUUAAGUGCUUGUGUAAAUGUUGCUCCCUCUGAGCUGUUUUUCAUUUUUGUGUGUUUAUCCAGGGAGGAUAUUGGUGUUUUGUCGUCCUUAUCCGAUCUGGACCAUUUCCUGCAGAUAAACACGUGUUAAACUGUCAAACACCUCUUAACUUUAGCCUAGUCUUCCCUCAUUAACCUUUUCUCAUGCUUGUUUUACUUCACCAGUCUUUCUCGUUUGAUUAUUUGUUUUUCUCUCCUUAGGUUGUGUGUCUGUGGAUUCCCCAGGCAGCAGCAGAAGCUUUGGAGGGAACCGUGCAAUAGGGUGCUGCUGGAUCCUGAGUUCAUGGUGCAGAUGCUGACUGCAGUUUAUCAUGCCAUGUAUGUAUUUUCUAUUUACAAAACACUUAGCAAAAUGUUAGCUAGCAGUUAUUUACUUAUCAACCAGUUCUGAGCUACAUGGUGUUUUGUGUUUGCAUAAAAAAUUGUCACAUUCCCUCCCUGUCAGCUCUAUUUUUAUCAUAUACAGUGCCCAGCAUAAGUCAGUACACCCCCUAUUAAAAAUUAUGUAUUACACAAUAUCUAGAUAAGCAAAAGUACAAUUUCCAAAGUUUUGACAAAGCUGAGUUUAACAUAACAUUUUUACCAUAAGAUGAAAGUAAGGAUGAUAUGGUAACUAAAAUUUAGCUUUGCUCCCAGAACUUUGAUUGGGGUGUACUCAUUUUUGCAUCCUGAUUUUGAAUUGAAAAAAAAUCCUUUUUUGUGUGCAACUUAAAAAAUCUUGUUUGCAAUCAAUGGCCUACAUUUGGGGGAAUAUUUUGUUAUAUAGUCUGACAUAGAAAAUGUUGAUUUUAAAGGGAAAUUAAAGGUUUUCUGACAAAUCUGAAGGGGUGUACUCACUUAUGCCGAGCACUGUACAUAUAAUAUGAUAUAUAUUUUUUGUAGACUAGUACUAAAACAUGAAGUGUGUUUCACAUUAAAGCUCCUGUGAGGAGUUUUUGACUGGUUGUGAAACAGACUCAGUUAAACAGUGAUGUAUCUAUAUGGUGUGCAAAAGCAAAUGAGACCAUAAACAACAAGACCGACCAUCUCCAUAAUGUAAUUUUCAAUGUCUGUAACUGCUGUGAGUGGGAAGGUACACUGAAGGAACAGCCAUAGGUGAUUUACUCACGGUAUACACUCCCAGAGAGGGAUACAUUCACCUUGAAAUGAGUCUGUGCUAGUUUUCACAGACAUGUAUCUUGUCAAAAAUCAUGAUGAACCUUUGCCACCCUGAGGUGUACUAAAUAGUGAAAUUCUGGCCUCUGGCCCAUAGCCUAAAAUUGUAAUGAACGCUGUAAGUGAGAGGAACAAUGUCGUGGGAGAGAUAAAAGUAAGUAAAAAAGUGAGUAAAAAACACCCCAAAUAUGUUUAGAACAACAAAUGAACUUUAUUCUGUUGAUUCUUCUUUUUUUAAUGUCACAACUGCAGCCCUCCUCCUUUAUCCGGGCUGGGGACCGGCAAAAUUGACUCAAUUGAGACAAUUUGGCGGAGUUACUGUUUUUUUUUUUUUUUUAUUUUUUUUUAAUUUUUUAUUAUUUUUUUUUUUUUUAAUUGUUUUUCUUUUUCUUUAGUUGAUUUUUUAAAUACAUUUUUUGCUGCUAGUAUGGGUACUGAUUAAAUGGUUCAGUUGCAGCUGGUGCACUUUUCGUCAUCCUUUUCGUUUUCUUGCCCUGAAAAACAACACAACAUUGUUACUUUUCUGAUACCUGGUAACACCAGACUAUGCAGUGUCAGUAGUAUAAAGCUGCUUUUGAAAUCUCACAUCACAACAUUUGUGAUGCUGCUGUGCAUAGAUUGUGUACUUACAUAGUUGUUGAUGGCUGACCAACCAGGGUACAGCCGACUGUGUUCUUCCUUUUCCACUCUGGCCAUUUCUUUAAAGUCCCCUCGCUGUUCCUCUGUAAGCUCAUUCCACUGUGAACAGACAAAAACAUACCGUCAGAAACACACUCAUUUCCAAACUGGAUCAUCCACUUGCGCAUGAACAACACCUGGUGCACACCAGGUACUCAUUAGUGAGUGUACAACAUUUCCUCUAUGCAAACUUUCAUACCUUUAAAAGUUCUUUACAUGAGACAGUGAAUAAAAAGCAACAUUAACAGUUACAGUGAAAAGAUAAAGUAAAAAUCUUUGAUUUAUUUAAACCCGAGUGAACCAUGUCCUGACACACUUACCCACUGGCCGAGGAAAGCAUUCGUCUCUGCGCUCCCUUUCUCUGCAACUUCAGCUGGUACAUUUUCUCUGUACAUCCUCAUAAACAUCAUGAAGGCAUUUGGUGGCUUUUUGAUGUACGAGCUGUCCUCCUGCUCCAUUUCCCUUUUUCUUUUCCUGUUGGUCAAAAUCAGAGAGAAAGUUAAUGUUGUUGCUCUAUCAAACUUUUUUAAUUGAAUAAAUGUUAAGGUAUGCCUAAUGUCAUUUCCAUUCUCUUUGCUUAUUAUCACAAUCGUUUAUGAAUAAAAUAAAGUUUGAGUAAUUUGAAUCAAUACUUACCUUGAGUUGGAGGCUGUGGGAAGAGAAACAGCGGGCUCAUUUGACUUAAACGCUGUGUAAGGGCUGGCCAAUGGACGCUGUUGGUCAAAGAGCUGAAGAGCAUCUUCAACACUUGUGACCUCAGUAAACCGUCCAGCCCCACUGUUUGCUGGGUGAGGGGUGGUGUUAAACCCCAAACCAGCAGAGUAUGUUGGGGAUGGAGGUGGAGGUGAAAAGGAAGGCAGAGGGUCAGUGUAUUGGAUCUGUGUAGUAUGGUGGACUGCCUCAUAGAGCAUGUUGUCUGUCAGCAGGUCACGAUCUUCACACAGUGUCUUAAACAGUGUGCGGGGACUGUCCAAUGGGCUCUGUAGUUCAAAAAGCUCGAGUCCAUCUUCAGAUGUUAAGUCUAUAACCUCUUCAUUGGAACUUUCUGCUGAAUGAGGGGCAGCAGGGUUUGUUGAUGAUGAAAGCAGAGAUGAAAAGAGAGCCAUAGGGUCAGUGGUCAGCCUCUGCUCUGUAAGGUGGUCUGCCUCAAGGAGCAUGUAAUCUACGAGCAGCUCACUAUCUUCACACAGUGUCUCAAGCAGUGUGCUGGGACUGUCCAAUGGCCUCUGAAGGUCAGAAAGCUUGAGUACAUUCUUAGAUGUCACACCCUCAAAAUCUUCAUUGGAACAUUCUGCUGAAUGAGGUGGGGUGUUAAACCCAAAACCAGCAGGGUGUGUUGGUGAUGAAGGUAGAGGUGAAAAUGAAGGCAGAGGAUCAGUGGUCUGGCUCUGCGUUGUAAGGUGGUUUGCCUCAAAGAGCAUGUUGUCACACAGUGUCUUGAACACUGUGUGGGGACUGUCCAAUGGGCUCUGUAGAUCAAGCUUGAGUAGAUCUUCAAAUGUUAACUCCUCAAAAUCUCCAUUGCAACUUUUUGCUGCGGGAGGGGGGGUGUUAAACCCCAAACCCGCAGGGUACGUUGGUGAUGGAGGUGGAGUUGUCAUGGUUGAAGAAAACUGCUCUUCUUCUCUAUAACUUGGCUGACUCGGCUGAAAUAUUCUUCAAACUUUGUCGCUCGCCUAGACGUUGGCUAUACUGCUUCGGUCUGGAGGUGAAGAGACUUCUGUUUGAGUUCAUGGCUAACCUCUGAUGUCAUCAGUCAUGCUCGGUGACAUCACCACAAUUUUAAAAAAUGCAGUGCAGGGGGACAUUCCAUUCAAUUUUUAAAAAAUGCCAAUCAAAAUCUGCAAUCAUGACAGACUUGAUCUCAGUCAAACUGCAGUAAAUCUUUUCUAUACAGUUUUGAUUGGAUGCAUAGGUGGUCUUUAAAGCAAUGGUUGCAUCAUGAGUUGAUGGGAGGGGAUGACAUGUUUUUUUUUUUUUUAAAGUUUCUAAAUUAAUAGAUAGAGGGGUCUGAAAACUCGCCAAAUAUAGCAACAAGGCUGUAAGUUGGCAACACUGGCUGUGAGGUUAUGAUGUGAAUAUGUGUGAAUAAUGUGCUCCUAUUCCUGAUGUCCCUGGGUGAUAUAUGGCCAAAAGAAUGUAUAUCAUGUAGAUGAAAAUUGCAGGAAAAUGCUUAUUUUUGUGAUUUAAAGAGCUCUAGUGACUCCCAUGUUGGGUGGGGGUGGUUAACUUCAUGAGCUGCUAAACAAUAUUUAGCUGCUUAGCUUAAUAUCGCAAUAUAUAUCACAGGGUUUAAAAAAAUCGCAAUGUUAGUUUUUUCCAAUAUCGUGCAGCCUUGGUAUGUAUGGUGGAAAAGUCUCCUCAUGGCAUACACCUAAAGUCUACCAAGGACAGACGCUCCUCACUGUACUGACUGAUUACAUCUGUAGUGCAUUGUGGGAGCAGGUGAUUUCGUCCCCUCUGAGCAGAGUCACUGCAAAGCUGAUUACGUCUCCUCGAUGAUAGCUCGUUCUCUGAGAUGGAUCCCCUGAUAGGCUUGUGGCUGGAGUCCACGUUGUAACGAGGGUGUCGUACCAAGAGAAUGAGCAUGCAUUCUGCCGCAUGGCCCCCAUCAUGAGGGAGCACGGCAGCAAUCAGGACUGUGUGAGCAUGUCUGUGUGUGUGUGUGUAAGAAGAACAGCCUUCUUAGUAAUCCCCACCAUAGGUCACCUCAGUGUGAGCUCUCACAGUCACCCCUGGCCUGAGCAGGCGCACACCAGCCACAGAUAAACAUGAAUCUGCACAUGCAGAGGGACCUUGGCAUCCGCAGAGGGCAGUCUGGGAUUUGGGUUAAUAUGUCCGCUAAUGCUUAACGCUUUCAAACUACAUGAAGAGAGAGAGAAUGAGAGACAUGCAGGGAUACCAGAGCAGAGAGACAACCCUAAUUUUCUGUCUUUUGUUUCGGCGAGGUUUGAAAUGUAUUCUGGACUGAUGGUCCCAAUUUAACAACAUCAGAGAGUCUGUUUUUACCUGCCCAUUCAUGCUGUCCCUUUUAUCUGGAGUCUACAGGGGACCCUAGGCAUUUAACCCUGGCUGUGGGUUUGUUUCAUGUGCAGGACAACAUCAAAGAGAGAUCAGCUGUGCUCUCCUUCUUUUACCCUUUUUUCUCUAUUUUAUUUUUGUAUUUCAUGUUUUAUCCUUUAAUCAUGUGUCCAUUAACUAUUCCAAGCUGAAGACAACCCAACACCUUAGGAAGAGAACCAGAUUUGGAUGAACACUUCUGCUCUUGGUCGGAUCAGCAUUUUCAAAUCUGCUGUGUAUAUAUGAUCAAGUGUUGUGUAUGUGAUUAAAUGUUGAUCUCAGUUACUGUACUCGAAGUUGUUGUCUUAAACUUAUCAUGUGUUGAGCAUAUCUUUUCACUGUCACUCAUUUUGGUUGAUUUAUAUCUGCAAAAGAGAAUUAGGGCCACAUGAAGAGAAAAAAAUAAUUUAAGUCGAAAUUUCGAGAUUAUAGUCAAAAUUUUGAGAUUAAAACAAUCGAAAUUAUGUCAAAUUUUCAAGAUCAAAGUUGAAAUUUCCAAAUUACAAAAUUCCGUGAAUAAUGUCAAAUUUUGAGAUCAAAAAUAUUAAAAUGUUGAGAUUAAAGUCGACAUGAAUAAAGUCAAAAUUUCAACUUUUUGAAAUUUCGGUUUUUAUCUAAAUUUUUUAUUAUUUAUUUUUUAUUUAUUAUUUUUUUUUUCCUCUUUAGUAUAUAUCUGCUAGUUCACUCAUUGUUAGCUUAUUUUCGCCUCUUUUUGUGGUAUUUAAUGAUAAUAAUAGGUCUUGAUUUUGAAACAUCUGAUUUUAUCUGAAUUACACACUUAUUGAGCAUGAAUCUGCAAUUAAAAAGAUUCUAUUAUCGCCUAAUAUGGAGGGCGCAGCUACAAGAUUUGUGUCUAACAUUUUUAGAGCAACAUUUAUUUUUAUUUCUAUAAAAAGAAUACCAUAGAAAGCUGUAUGAAUUGGUUCCAAGAGAAACGAUGCAGUUCAGGUUCAAGAGACAGCAGUGUAGCAGAGAGGUAUAAUCAGUGUGACUGGUUAUGUCCUUAACUUCUCCCUGCCUCCCUCCCUCCCUCCCUCUCUCUAUAUAGCUGCAGGCCUGACUGAAUAACUAAUAAUAGUUCAGGAGGAUGUGACUCAGACAUCAAGGCAUCCGUUCAGACACUCCUGUUUACUCACAGAAGCUCACAGCAUGUCGUUAUUAAAUGACGGUGUUGCUUUAGUUUUUUUGUUGUUGUUUUGUUUGAUGCAGAUACAAUGGAGAGUGGGAGAUGGGACGGGAAGCUCUGGAGGACAUUCUGUACAGAGCUCAGCUGGAGCUUUACUCCCAACCUCUCUUGGUAAGACCGUCACAUCAGCACUGGCACUCCACUGUCUUUCAAACCCGCACAAUCAUUGUCAUCAUCAGGCUUUUAAAUCUUUUAUCAUCUCUAGGUUAUAACUUCUUAGCGUUUUUGUUCAUUUGUUUUCUGUUUAUGAACUCCAGCUGGGAAACGCCAUGAAGAACUCGCUGCCAGAGAGCGCACCCGAUGAGCCAAGGGGGCGUAAGGUGCUCCAGGUGGAGGUGACGCCCACUAUAAGCCGUAUCUCCAUCUCAGCCAUCACCACCGCCUCCAUACGACGCCACCGCUGGAAGAGAGAGGGUAAGACUGCGGCAACCGUGUAAAUAGAAGAAUCUGCCUAGGUGGCCUCAGUGCAGGAGAGAUCUUAGUAGAGCAGCAGCCCAGAUCCAUGACACCACUCUUCUCUUUUAAAUGUCCUUGUUACGAAAUAGUAACCGAGGAACGAUAAAGUUUCGUAAGUAAAAGACCAGUGUUCAGUGAUGACUAAAAGUCCAAUCUUACAAGCUGUUCCUUUUUUUUUUUUUGAUCAGUGAAAAUCCACAAGAAGGAGCUCUUAGGUGAGAGAAUGACUUCUCUGUUGUUUGUCCUUGGCAGUGAGAGGAAAGUUCAACCUGAAACGCUUUCUUUGGCCCCGGUAUUAACAUGCAGUCUGUGUAACCCCGAUCACAAGUGGACAGGUCUAAGUGGAGUUGUGAACUAUCAGGACAUAUUCAGGACGCAUCCCAACCUGAUCACCCUGACUGCAAUUUAAAGUGGUCUGGGGUGCAGAUGGUGACUUUCUUUAAGAGGUGUCCCAGGCUGUGGAGAAGAUUCAUCAUUUCCUUUUUUGUUAUUUGUGUUUGAUAAUUUCUCAUUAAAGGCAGAUUCAUGAACCAGGUAUUAAACUGCAGAAUUGUUGCACCUAGUCUUGAAUUGAUCAGUGUCAUGUCCUUGUCAGUUUGAAGCCCAUGCUGAGAGUUUCCAGCUCAGAUAUCCACGCAUACAUGAAACCAGACUGUAGUUCUGAAACUGAGGUAGUGCAGCCCUUAUUUUUGUGGCCCUUAUCCUGAAAAUAAAAAGUUUCAUUCAGUGAUACCAGUUGUUCAUAGAAGGCUGUAGUCAGAGGAGGACAUACAUCAUAUAUAAAAAGGUAAAGUUGCCUGAGACAGAAGAGAGACGCUGACUUUAUCGCAUUUUUUUUGUCAUAUUUAAUAAAAUUUGAUAAUUGGUUUUAUUCUGAGAGCUGCCACUGCUAAAUAAGUAAACGUGUGACAGAUCAGCCAUUCAGUACCUGUGUGUAAAGGAAGGUGUUAAGAGUUUUCUUAUCGAUAUGGAUCCUCAUUGAAGUUGCGACCUCCAUCGUUGCACAUUUUAUUUAGAUUUUGAAUGUUUCAAGCAUACAGGCCUGAUUCAAGUCUCUUUGUUACUUUUAUACUUUUUAUAAUUUAAUAUUAAUUAAAAAAGUAAAAAACCAAACACGUCUUUAAUUCAAAUUAAAGCAGAUUACAUUUUUUUCUUUCAGUGACAUUGAAGUGCUAAAUUAAGGGAAACACGGGAUACAGUCUUUUUGCUUUGGCAUGUCAAGCACUCAAAUGUGCAAGAAUAUCCUUAGAUUUAGUUUUUAGCCAAGAACAGAUCUCAGAGAAGGAAACUUCUGUGAACACCAGAGUCUUGGUUAGGGCUGAGUGAUAAACCAAAAAUUUACCGAUACCAAAAUUUAUAACAGUAACCAACGUCAUUUUGCUCAUGUCAAUACAUUCAUUGUCAAAAGUUGGUUUUGGAUGUGUGUAGGUAGGGUAUGGUCUCAUGUCCCUUUAAAAUGCUGUCCUAUGUCAGAAACUCCACCCCAUCCAGUCCGUAACAAAGAGGGAAAGACAGGUGAGGAGAUGAAGGACGGUUCAAAUGUUGGAGUCGUGGGAGUGGUGACUGAAGUAGACGAAGUUAAUGUGUGAGGGGGUGAGCAGCUUGUGGAGUAGUUAUCAUCUUUUGAUCGUUAUCGAGGUGAACUGAUCAAUAUAUGGUGAAAUUGAUUUGAGGUUAUAUCACGCAGCCCUAGUCCUGGUAAAAGGAAGUGUCUCCUUAAAAACGGAAGGUGAGUGAGACCGCUGAUUGUUCGUGUUCAUUCAGAGUUCACAGGAUGAACAUUUGUCAGUAAGCUAAAAAAGAGGAUGCCAUUCCCCCCUUUUUUUAGUAAUAGCUAACUAACUAAAACUCAAAAUCUCAGAAAAGUCAACUUUUCUGUCCACUUGUGAUCUGAGCAGCCAGGACCUGCUGUCAAUACUCGGUAUAGAUAGGCUCUCUGUUUCUGUGUAAACCAGUCACACCAUUAGCAUCAACCCAAAGGUGUUUCAUGUCAGGUAUUGAUGUUAUAAUGGUCAUACAGUCCCUGUGUCCCAGUGCUUGUGCCACUCACUGCUCUGUAUUACUCUUAUUUUGCUCGUCUUGUCUAUUCAGUAUGUGCUGUGCUUUGUAUCACUGGUUAAAUUGAAGGUUUGUGGUGUACAAGAAACUCAUGACAAAAUGGUGCCUGUAGGUUCUGCUGACUCCAUUUUACCCAGUAGAUAGGCGAGAAGUGGGAUUUUAAUUUCAUGGAGUACCAUUUCAUUUCUUUUUUAUAUUCCUCACAUGAGUUUUCAGACAGCUAUUAGUCCUGCUGAGCCCAUGAUGAGGCCCCGAUCACUUGAGGCCUGCUGCCACUAAAGAAACACGUUUCCCCAUCUGUGUUGUUGACUCCCAGAUUGUUUUGACUACUCAACCGAUGCAGAGUUGAGCCUCGUCGUCAAUCCUCCUAGCCUCGCCCAGCACCUCUACAACAACCACAACACCCCCUGGGACCCUGCAGCCAAAGAGGAGCAAGGAGGGCGUCCUCCCAGCCACCACAGCAGCAGCAGCAGCAGCAUCAUUCCCCCCAUCACAUUCGAGGGUAGGGGACAGGGGCGGAUAUUCAGAGCAGAGUGGGUCACAGGAGGAGGUGCCCUUUCGAUCUGUAUCAUCCCCACCCACCUCCUCCUACUUCACCUCCUCCUACUGCCCCUCCUCAGCUUGAGAGGGUUAAUUCUGCCGUUCCCAUUUUUGGCUGCCUCUUCACUUCCCCAGAGUAUACUAACUCAUCCAGUCUCUAAGACCCUCAGCCAACAACCCCCUCUGCUACCAGAUUAUUUUCUCAGCUCAUCCCAAGAGCGGAAGAGUCGCCUAUUCUGGGUUUGAAGGAAGUGUGGCUAGCGGCCAUUUUGCAUGGGCUAUGUCAUCAUGUCAUAUCCUCUCUUUCUCCUCAUCAUGCCUCCAAAGUUCUCUAGACUGCUGCCCCUCUCACUCACUGAGCAUGUUUUCUUCCCUGCCUGCAGCUUGGGCUUUCUGAACUCUCAAAAACUGAUCCUAUAGAUUUUUUUUUUUUUUUUUUUUGUCUUUUUGAAAUCAUCGGCUUUACAUAACUGGCACAAAAAACUGGACAUCUUGUUUCUGUACUGCCAGCACCACAAGUUUAAGGGUCGCUCAGGCCAGCAGCGCCCAUCUGCUGCCAUCAACACUCUGCAGGAAGAGGCCUCUCAUUUUGUUUUCCACUUGGUGUAUGCUAAUGUUUGGUUCCGCCAUUUUACAUUUUUCUUUCCUCAGCUCAGUGAGUGGGAACAGGCCCGACAUCAUGCAUGCUCACGCUGCAGCAAGCUUCUUGAUUUCCUGCCAAAACACUAAUAUUUCCAGGGACAAGGCCAUGUCAGGAGAAAUCAACAAGUUUCAAAAAUCCUAAUAAUCAGAACAGAAAAAGGCGUUUUGAUACUGUCCAGACUGAUCUUACGGCCCAUUUUGUCUUGUCUAGUGUGUGUCUUUUUCUUUGUGUAGUGUAUACAUAUUUUUGACAACAGAUCAGCUCAUCGCCCUGGCUUUAUGGUCAGUGUUUGUCCGGGCCAUCCCAUCUUUUUCACAUGACACAUUGACAAACUGUGCAUUUUGAAGAAAGAGUAACUCGAUUUUAAGUAAUAUUUUCCUCAGGACUUUGCAGUCAGUUUCCUUGUUUACUGUCUAGACAUGCUUUGGCAGAAAGAGACGCUUACAGCUGGUGAUAAAACAGGAACAGAAAUUCAUACUGAUGCCUUCAUUUGAGCUUUAAAGACAAGUUCAACCAUCAGAGAGAGGAUUUUAUUUUUAAAUGGAUAUCUUUUAGCUUUCCCCUCAUAACUGUAGGUUAAAGGCUAAAACAUACAGGAUCCGUGAGUCCGCGCGUAUCACACAGCAAAUACGUUGCCAUUCUAAUCAAUGCAGCAAAGCAUACAGGACGCGUCUCAGCUCUGUAUUAGAAGCAUAUCGAGCACUGCUCUGCUUAAGAUAAAUACCAAGUCUAUUUUUGCUGCUCUACGCUUCCAACACCUGUCAAUCUACACAGAGAAGAUUGUUCUAGACAGGAUGUCAAGCAUGAAAACCGUGCAUGUCAUUUGGUAAAUUUCAAAAUAAAACACCAUAUGCAGACUCCUGACUGUGUAUCAGUUCAUAAAGAUGUAAAAUACUUCCUGGUUAUGGAUUUAUCAGUAACACAGAACAAUUUGAUGGUCAAUCCCUGAUCCAUGUGGACCCCAACUGGACUUUGAUCUGCUAACGCUGUCUGAGGUUAACAGCACGGCAUAAAGGAACAUAGUUUACUUUAUUAAACAGAGUAAACAUGCAAAAACCAAAACUGUAUUAUCACGUUGCUUUUUCACAUACAGUAGAGGCUCAACAGUCACUGAAUUGUAUCCAAAUUAGCGUAUAUCCAAACAGCGCUGCUUAACGGAGCAGAGACGUGACACUGACGGAACUCACUCAAUACAGAUCCUGUAUGUUUUCGGUUUAAGUGUCAGAGGAAAGGACUAAUAGCAAGCUGCAGAAACUUUGUUUUCGGAGCUUUUCAUAGUAACAACUUUAAGAAAAACAUUUAAGAAAAAGUCAGAUAAGAUUAUUUUGUCAGAAAGCUCUAAACCUUCGGAUGUUUCUAACCUCAACACAUCUUUCUCAUGGUUAGAAUCUAGCUGAAGACACAGAAGCAAACCAGACUCUGAGCAUUUCGAUAAACAGCUGUUUUUAAAGUGGAUUUAAAUGCUGUAAAGCUCUGCCCUUGGACAGGUCAGGUGAUGGAUGAUCAACAAGCUGAGGCAACAGCUUUUUAUAAAUCAUCCAUUUUAAAGAUUAUGAACUGAUACACCAGACUGUUAAAAGAGCAUUAUUGUGAUUUUUGCUGAGAAAUAAACUACCUACAUAUUAGGGGUGGGAGAAAAAAUCGAAAGGCUUAGUAUUGCAAUAUUUUGUCUGGUGAUAUGUCGUAUCGUCUCAUUAACCAAGUAUUGAUUUUUCAAAUUAAUUGCUAAUAUGAAGUCAAAUUUAUGAUAAUGGAAAAUUAAAAUCAACUGUUUGUCCAGUGAGGUUGGCAGAGGUGACAUCAUAGAGCAGGAGAAAGUUAGUGCAACAAAUAUAUAUAUAAGGUUUGCAAGAUGUGCUACAUGAAAAUAAAAUACAGUGUAAAUAAGAAAACAUAAAGGAAAGACAAAUGCUAAGUUUGUUUAACAGUUGAAGAAAUUGUAUAGAUCGCAAUAUAUGGUAUUGCAAUACUCACUGUAUUGCAAAAUGUUAGAAAUCGCAAUAAUAUCGUAUUGUUGGGCCACUGAUGAUUCCCACCCCUACUACACAUGCUGUGUAUAGAAAAUAACCAGCAAAGAGAGAAGAGGGACCACUCCGUGCCAGAUUGACACAAACAGAGCUUUAAUAGACUUCCUUUAGUAAGAGGCUGCACUUCAGGCUUGUUGCAAAUUACCCCACAAAGAGGUUUUUAAAGAGAAAUCAAAAAGGUGCUUCCUUAGUGGAUCGUCACUUUCAAGCAGAUUUCAUUUCCAAAGCAGAAUUGGAGUCAGAAGGUUCAAAUUUGCUCCAACUCUGUACAGUCCUGUAAUUGCCUCAGUGUUUCUCAGGUGUUGGAGAUAUUUUAGCUCUUCAUUUGGGAUUGGUUUGUCCACCGAGGUCUUGCACACUGGCUCAUUUAGCCGUGUGGGCUGUCAGCUCUAUCGAUCUGAUAAGGUGUACGGACUCGCCUCAGUGCUCUCCACAGAUUGGCGGGCUCGUCUCGGUCGGCCAACCAUGUGACCGCUGGGUCAGCGCUGCAGGAGAAAGAAAGAGAGAGAGAGAGAGGAGGAGGGAUGAGGCAGGAGAGCAUGCGUCUUCUCCUCAUGAUAUGUGCAUGUCAGUCCAGACCCUUUUUUUCUUCUCGGGUUCCUCCAUUUCUUUUCUGACGCUGCCUGCAGUCCCCUGUCCUCCAGUAUUGCUUGUUCCCAACGAUGCAUGACAGAGACAGGGGGCUGAUCCUGUCUGUCUUCUUCUUUUUUAACAGGCUUCUCCCUGAAAACUGAAUGUUGAUAAUCUGCUUUUUCUAACUCAUUGUAUUGUCUUUUUCCUUUCUAGCUUUCAAACCAAUAUGGAUCACGUUUUAGUGAUGUUAUUUAUGUAGGCAAAGUCAUUUGUGAGUGUUUCAGGAACAUCUGUAGAUAUCAAAUGUAAUGUUUUAUACCAACUUUGUCCUUCUUUUUCUUAUCAGACAUCUCGCAUGUUCUCCAAACAAAAAGAUUUAGUCAAUCUGACCCUCACAGGAUGAUGAAAGUCGAUGCUCAGAUUGUUAUUAAAUGAAUCUCUGGUACAUAAUGUGCAAGAUAAUGAAGCUGUGUGGUCUGUUGUGUGCUAACCUGUUCAAAAUAUGCUAAUUUCUCUGAAUUAUAGUCUGAACAUGUAAAAUCUUAGUGUUCAUUUUACCUUUAGUUUGUCAUAAGCACAUUUACAGGAAGCAGCAGCUAAAAUAUUAAAUGAGGAUGAAGGAAUGUGGCUGCAUUCAAAAUUUUAAUACUUUAUUGUAAUUAGAAACGAUCUUAGCCGAUUUUUAAAAUCUGUAACUUUGGUUUGAAAAGGUUUGUUUCAGGAUCAGGUGGAGAAUCUUAGUUAAAGCUCCAUCUUUCUGACCUUAAUGCGUGUCUAUCAUGUUUUAUCUCUGUGUUUGUCUGUGACUGGUGAUCAGAUGCUGAUGGGAUGAGCGGCGGGGAAGAUUCCUUCAACAUAAACGACCCAGACGAAGGUUUCUCCUCAGGGGCGUCUAACAGCAGCCAGCCCAGCGGCACCAAGCCGAGCAGCGGUGGUGUGGGGCCGAGGGGGGGGAGUCUGAACAGCAGCAGCAGCAGCAUCAAGAAAGCCAUCACAGCCCGGCUGUCUCGCGACAAAGAGAGAGAGCGGGAAAAGGAGCGGGAACGAGAGAAGGAGGCAGAGAAGCAGGCCGAUCUGUCCGCAGUUCACCAGGUUAGCAUGAGGAGGCACCACCAGAGGCAGCAGUCUCCUCCAGCCAGCAUCAAGCUGGACGCCAUCCAGCUGAGCCCCAUCAAGAAGCACCUGAGCUUCCCUACAGGGCCCAUGCUGGUGCGGACUGGCAGCACCUCUUCCAGCAAGUCUUUUGAUUGCAUGAAUUUCAACCUGAACGGAGGCGAUGAGGAGCAAGGGGAGGUGGCGGGGGGCUCCGACAAGGAGGGGGGGCUCCCGGUGGUUGGCUCCCACCGCCACUCCACCAUCAGCCUGAAGGAGGAGCACCUCAUCAGGCCAGAGGACGCCCAGGAUCUCCUCUCUCCUGGAGCUCCUCUCACCAAGCAGUCCCGCUCCCCCAGCUUCAACAUGCAGAUCAUAUCACAGGUCUAAUGUGCUGUGCAGAGCAUGCUAGACACACACACACACAAACAUACACAUACAUGCACACGCACACACACAAGUACCUGCUGACAACACACAUCUUCAUGCAGUAUUUCUCUGCAACUCUUUACAGUCUCACUUUGACACCCAUGUCUUCUUAUCUGUGCUGUGGUGUGUGUGCGUGUAUCUGUGUCAAUGUGUGUGUGUUUGUGUGUGUGUGUGUGUAGGAGGGGCACAUCUUGAGAUCUCUUAAGUUGUGUUUCCACCCUUUUAACAUCCAUUAAACUUACAAUCAUGACCUGCAGUUGUUGCUGGUGGGUGCAGCAUCACUGAAAAUGCAAGUAAAGUAGUGAAUGAUGAACUGCUGUAUCUACAGACUGGUGUGAAAGUGACCAAGUGGAGCAUUCCUCAAAGAAAAGCGGUGGAGCAGUCCUGAAGAAGGACGUGACACCAGCUGUAGGAGGUGUGACAUUUCUGUUUAGUUCAGUUCUUAAUUUGUUGAGUUCCUGACUGAAUCAGUCAAAAAUGAAUCAGCAAUAACACUUAACGUCACUUCAUGUGGAGAAGAGCAAAGAUUGUUGUUGCUCUGUCUUCAUUCCUUCCCUUUCAUUCCUGGGCUCAUGUGCAAUCAUUCUUGCUGAUUAUCUUCCUUGUUAAUUGCUGUUUUAAAUUAAGCAGGAAUGGUUUUAUCGAGAAAGUCAUUUUACUUAUUUUUUUAUCACAAUCCAAAGAAGGUCGAUUGUUUCUUUACUUGUCCGACAAUGAUUGGGCAGAAAUCAGUCCGACUAAGUUUCCAGCCCAUGCCCAUUUUCUUUUAGACGUAACAGCUCUUUGAUCUGUACAAUAAGACUUCUGAGAUUGUUUUAAAACCAAACUGGAAUGUGGUUAAAGUUUGUCUUGUCCCAAAGUUUGAACUCAACUGAGGAAAUCACUACUGUGCAGCUACAAGAGGAAUUCUUGAUUUGAAAUCGGAAGCUGAAUCUUGAGGGAGAACUGGAUGAAAAAAACAGCGUGGACAGUGCAAGUCUGUGUCUGAAGCUAAAGGCAAUGACUGUAUUUUCUAUUGGAUUGUUAUUGUGGUUCAAACCAUUUAAUAUGUCCUUCCAUCUCGAAGCACUUGUGGGCGUUUUCGUCAGUCGAUGCUGUCAAUGUCAUGUCCUGAGCCGGUGAGUUAGUGCCCUCUAGAGGCGUGUCCGAGUCACGACGGUGGUUUUGUGUUGUGUGCUCUGAUUGGAUGCUCAAGAAACAUUCUGUUCUACCUCAUUGUACGUUCACCUGCCACUCAGACUCCUGUCUCCCAAUCAGAUGCAGGAUUUAAAGAGCCCCUCUAGUUUGUAACCCAUUCCCUGAAAAUAUUUGGGGGUUAUGAGAGGAGUCAUGACUGAACAGCUUGUCAUUUCAAUUGAGUUCAAUCACAUCAUGCACAAAAAACAGCUGCAAUCAGAAACAUGACUGUCUUCAGGUUUUUUUCUGUCAUUUAUCAAACAACACUGGGAUUGACCUGAUUACUUCAACUCCCUGAGAAAUGUCCUCCUCCCCCUUCUUCUUUUUUUACGAAAUGAUUUCUGAAGUGCAAUUUUUUUCAAUCCUCAUGUGCAUGGAGCUGGAUCAUCUCUGCUGUUAAAUGCCUGCGUCUGCGCACAGUGCUAGCUCUAGCCUUGUGUAGUGCUUCCUUGCCCAGGCUGAGUGAUUUUGAACAUGGCGCGCUUGUCUGCAUGUUAUUGCCCCCCUGCAAAGCACCACUGUUUCAAACGCAUGAAACAGCCAACAAGCCAAACCCAGAGUCCCAUCCUUGACUUUGCCAGAUGUGCCAAAACACAUCCUCCUCUUAAGGAACUUUUAUUUUUCUUGGGUGUCUUAAGUUAAAAUGCCUUUUUUCUGUUUAAGGGUCUUAUUUAAAAAAGGAGAGGGACAUAUAAAAGGGAUGCUUGGACGUGUGGCUCAAUGUGCCCUUAGAUGCAGCUUCCACCUUUUUUUUGUUUUAUUUGUUUUGUUUGCCAUGACCUCUUUUUACUGUGACACAGUGUAGUUUCACAAUCAGUUCUUAGCUGUUGACGUGUAAAAGCAGUAUAUUCUGUGUCUGUGUACUUACUGUGGAUGUCAGUCGUCGUAUUGCAUCUUCCAUGUCUUGCUCACGUGCUUGUUUAAAUUGAGAAUGAAUGAUAAAUAUAUAUAAAAGUCAGUUCGGUCUGCAGUGAUAAAUCCCACACAAUCAUGCUUCCCUCACCGUGCUGGAAACCCUCAUAGCUGCUGCUCCCUGUCCCCCCCUGUGAGCCCCCAAUGUGCGCUUCAGCCUUAAACAUUUCAGGCCGCAGAGCCUCAAUUGUCGGUUCCUUGGUUUCUUGUCCUCCUCACCUUCCUCCUUUCAACCCUCUGCUGGACUGAACUGUGGAGGAAGAGGAGGAAAGGAGUGCAGCUACAGUUCACACUUGCACCCGGCCUGUCUGCUGUCAUCCCUGUGCUGUGUGGCUCCCACGUGGAGCUGUGAUCCCAUUUUGCUGUAUUUAUGCUGUGAGCUGAGUGGCACCUUUUUUGCUGUUUUAAAAAUCUGGUGUCGUGUUCAUGUCAUUAAUAUGAGUGCCCCUGACUAAGGUUACCAGCAGCCAUGUUGGUGAGGUAUGUCAUCUUAGAGUCAAGCAUAGACAGAUAUCCCUCAGUGUCUGGUGUUAUUUGCAUGUGAUCAGGGCGGGAAAUGAACGCCAGCUUUGAUUGUACUAAAACUCAACUGUCAUUCUGUUUUGUUCAGAAAUCAACUUGUAGAGAUUCUCUUUCUUAAAAUAAAAAGGUCAAAGUCAAGCAGUAAAAAAAUUACGCUUGGUUGUCCGCUGUUGCUGGAGGACAAAGUUCAUUUCCCGCCCUGCAUGUGAUAACUGUGGGCUUUUUUUCUUGCAGUAUAAUGCACUUUAAUCCAUCCACCUCUCUCCUCAAGAUAGUUAAAGAAAUGAUAUAUAUAGAUGUGCAAAUGUGUAUACACUCAAUGCAGGGUUUUAGUCUCUUUAAAGUAGUACUUCUAUGUGAUGUCACAUCCAACACAAUGCUAUUUUUGUUUAAGUCUAAGGGUACAGCUAUUUAUUUUUCUUUUUAAAACCAAAAAAAUAUUUACGCGGUCUGGAAGGGUCUCAGGAGUUUAUAAAAAAAAAAAAGCCACUUUUUAAAAAAAAAUGGCAGCACCAAAUUUUCAGUUCUUGAAGUCAGAAUUGAUUCUAUGCAACAUUUCCACCCCCCCCCUUUGUUUGUUUUUGGUGUACUGGCUUUCAUUGGUUUCUGCUGGGCGGGGUGGGGCAGAUUCAUUUGAGCUCAUCUUCAAGGUGCAAGUCCCAAACAGUGUCCCUAUUCAGUGAUUCUGUCUCUGCACCCUUUGUGGUGCUACAGAACGAUGGACCUCUCUCAUGUAGGUAAACUAAGAAGACCAUCCAUUCGUCCCCUGACUGCCCUCACAGAGAGAAAGCCACACCCGGACUUUUGGUGCAUGUUUGAGCCCUUCUGUCAGUUUGCUGCUCGGUGGCUCAAAGACAUCGGUCGGUUUAUGAAAUCUAAAUAGAUUAUCAACCAUGAGUCGAAACUAAAUGCUUCGCUGGAAGCUGCUGGACCAUGUGAUAACACUGUACUAUUGAUGUUGUAUAAAUGGAGAGAAAGACUUAUUUUAAAUUGUGUAAAUAAACAAUGUACAAAGGUGAAAGCAAGAUAAAUAUAAGAAACUGUCUGAGAUGUAGAGAAAUUAAUCUGUAUAUUGUUGAAUAAAUAUUGUGCUGUAAACCAUGGGAGUGUUGGUCUGUUCUCUGUGUUACAGUUUUGACCUUUGGGCCUUAGGAGACAAUACUGAUGGACAACUUUCUGACAGUUGACAGACCUAAAAAUGAAUCAUUUCAAGCAGUGAUAAUGCUUUAAAGAUAGAAUUCAGCAAAUUAAGUUUUGAUUGGAAAUAUUUCUAUACAGCAGAUUCUGUUGAAGUUUUCUUCUUGACCUCCCAGUGACUUCUUAUUAUGUGUAACAGUCAAAAUUACAUCUUACUCCAGUUGGGUUUAAGUGAAAAUUCACCUGACUGGCCACAGGAAGGUAAUGCUGAGGUCACUGGUGAUGUGCUGACACCUGGUGGUGUUUAUCCAGAACAACAAUCAACAUCCAGCUGUCCAACUUCAAACUUCACAUAUCAAAAUAAAAAGUGACUGGUGGUUCAUUUAAUCUCUCCAGGGGGAUUCACUGCCUUUUCCAUUUCAAACCGAUCUGUAGGUACACUUCCUUGGUCUAAAAUCAGCUCUAGCAACUGUAACAAAUAUUGUUUUCUUCCAGAGUAACACUUAUAUUUCUGAGAUGCCUGCAGUUGAAUCAGAUAAUUAGUUUUUGGUCACUCGUAAACUCAGCUACCUUAAGUUUGGCCUUUGUCGCACUUUACCAAUAAAAAAGUACAGUCGGUUGCUGUGCACCUCUGACCUUCACCGCACCUGACAGGCUCCUUUGAUGGGUUAAGUGAAGUGCAGCAAAGUGAAUUUUAAUGAGUUACAGACAAAUAAAAUCUGUUAACUCAAGGUCUGCAGGAUUGUUCUGCUCGAACAUAAACACCCAGUAUAGGUGGAACUAGUUACACAAGAAAGAUGUUUCCCUGUGGAGGGAAUUAUCAGAUACAACAAGCCUUACGUUUUAAACUUUACCAAUCAAUCUAUGAAGUGGUUGAGCCUCUUAUCUUUGUUUUUACACAUUUUAUGGAUAAGAACAGGAAAAACAACUUGUCAAUUACCGUGAUACUGAUGAUAGUCAAGUGCUAGAUCUACUGGUUUGUGGUUCAGCUUAUUUCUGCUGAUGAACAUUGUCCUGAGACUUAUUUCAUUUAGGGUUUUCUGUUUAAAUUAAAAUGUAAUAUUAAAUGUAGAAACAGCUGUUACAGGCUGACAAAACAGGCUGAAAAGUGACUUAGAAAACCUGCCAUGAGAAUAUGUUUUAAUUCCAGAAACUAGUUUAGAGUUACAGAUGCUCUGAGAGGCUGUACAGUCAAUACCCAGUCAAUGUUUAUGUUGUUGCUGCAUUUCCUUAUAAGGCCACAAAAUGGCGUCCUCCUUAAGUUUUAACUAAAGCAGGCCUUUUCAACGAGCCGGACGAAAACCACGUUUUCUACGUUUUCCUUGGCUUUGAGCUGCUUCGUCAUGACGGUAUGACAACAAGAACAUUAUUCAAUGUUUUGUAAGUAUGUUUUAAACAUGCAUGUAUUCAUAAACAUCUUUUUGUGGGUGUUAUACUCAGUUAUUUUAGCUGCUACCAAAGAAUAACUUUUACAUAGGAGCUAUUUUCAGUGUUGAAGUCUUGGCUGUAUUUACUCACAGACAGACAGACAGGAUACAGAACACAAAACCCCAAAGAUACACAAAAUGUCUACUGCUGUAAAUAGACUGAUUGUUGUUAAAUGUUCAUAUUAGUGUCUUCCUUUUCCUUCUCUGGUUUAAAUGAUAAAGUCAGUAAACACACACACACACACACACACACACACACACACACACACACA